AUGUUUGUGUCAGCUCUCUUUCUCACAGGAAGCCUGGGGAAAGAGGCUGAGGUCAGUAUUACACAUGGUAAAUCAUGCAAUUCAAAGCUAUAGGAGAGUGUACCAUGAGAUGUGAAUAAUGAAAUGAUUAAAUAAACAGCACCUUAUUAUAAAACACAGGCUUGUCUUUCAUCCUAGAUCAAGCAACUGAUUCCUCUGAGCCCUGCGUGUGUAUGUGAAAUUAUCAAAAGCUUAGCAUCGACUGAUUUUACAAACCUUGAUGCACAAACAGACAGAAUCUUUCGGUCUGCAAAGGAGCGUCAGGCAGUGAGGAAAAAUGAAAAAUUCAGAGCUGAGGCAGCAAAUGAACAUCAACAGCUUGGAGGGUUGACAGAGGCAGUGAGGGCUGAAACAAAAGAUCAAUCAGGAAAUCAAGAGCUUUGUCGUCAGGUUUUUGUUCAUGAUGAAUGGCUUCAUAGCAGUAAUGUGCUAAAUUCCUCUUUCUCUUCACAAACCUCUUCAUUCUCUCUUUCAACACCAGUUUUACAUCUAGUUGAUCUUUGAAAGACAACUUCAUUUAAAAAGGUUGGGACUCUGGACAGGCACGAUGUGAGCGUUUGACUAAGUUUGUAUUUCAUCAUAUUUUGCUCUCCCCUUGCAUAAAUUUGUUCCUCAAACAUUAUUUAAAGGGCAAUGCUCAAGUUUUACUAGCAGCAGGAUCCAGAGGUGAAAUGUAAUCGAACAAAAGUCGAAAUUACCCCCAACAGAAAGACCAUCUGGGACCCCUGUGCUGUUUUGCGUGUAUACGUAAUCUGUGUAUUCAUAGAAACUGUCCAGGUCCUCUAAAAACACAAUUGAAGAAUAGCAGUUGGGUGUUUUUUUUUUGGUAAACUUAAUCAUGUUUUUAUUUUUUAUUUUAAUUCCUGGCAUCAAUUAAACAAUCCUUUUUAAAAAGCGUGAACACUUUUUAUGUAAGUCCUAUAAAGGUCAGGUGAUGCCAAGACGUUACACCGUAAAUACCCUAAAAGCGCUGACUUAAGUACCAUAUGUAUACAGUCUAUGGUACGAACUAACCUGCCCACACACUAGAGUUUUAAACUGCCAUAGAAACAAAACUGAAAACCUUUUUAUUUUUUCUAAGAUACAUUUUAUUAUCAUGACAAUACCCAUGAAAUGACCAUUAGAAUAACCUGCUAAUUUGUGGGUAUAAAGUCUGUAAAUCAUCUGAUGAUGACCUCUCAUGGUGGAGGAAGAUGGUGGCUGAUUUAAUAGUGGCUGAACACUAGAUGGCACCAGAGUAACGCUACAGCAAACCUGGCUCUGAUCGAGUAACUGAUUGGAAGUGUACACACAUUUGUUUUUGCAUUAUUGUCCCUCCACUUUUUUUUUGUAACAAGGCAUCAAAAUGAAAUAUAUCUAACAAACAAUUAACUUUUAUGAUAUAGGCUGUUACUGUUUGGGAAGUAUCAGAUUGGAUGGAAUAAGAAAUACAGGGACAGACAGUUGAUCAACUGCUAGGUUUAUUUUAAGGAAUCACUCACAAUCAUAAGAGUAAUUUCUCAUGUGAGAAACACAGGACCAACUUAUUGGUUAGUGACAACAGCACAUAGUGUCCUGUUACACGUAUCAUGAUUAAAGUGAUCUUUUCGUGUGCUACUGGCUUUAGAUAUAACCAUUGAAAAAAAGAUGCCAAAGUCUCAAGUAAAAGAAGCACAGACAAAAGAAAAUAUACUUCAAUUAGAUGCCAAGAAAACUACAAACAGCCUUUGUUACAAAUGUAGACUGUAUAUACUAUGGACAACUUGGCUCUGCCUUCCGUCAUACGAAUUUGAAACCGGAUCGCUCUCUGUAUUUCUGGGAUUUUCUCUACUUCCUGGAACCACCACUUGCGCAGUAAUGUUGUAUGCACUCCUCCAUUUGCACUGUAGCAUUCGGCGGGAGAGUCCCCGUGAUGACGCUCGGCUCAAACAGGGUAUCCCCCAGGUGAGCUACACAAUCUUUGUACACCCAUAGGCUGUAUCAAGUGUCCAUCAUAGAAAACAUGAACCCCCUAAUAACUUUUAAAAACGGAGCUGCACAGAAAAAAGAGGACUUGAGCACAAACCAGUCUUACUGUAACUACAUGUCAACAUCGCAAGCAGGGGGGAGAAAAAUUUAUAAUCUGUGUAAUUAAUUUCUAAAGUUUGUCCACAGCUCCAUAGGGAUUGCUGGAGGAGGCGGGAUUUAUGACCUAUACUGCAGCCCGUCACCAGAGGGUGCUGUUCUUGCAGUGGCUUCACCCAGUGAGGAGGCAGACAGUGUCCAUUCUAUAUACAGUCUAUGGUUACAAACAGUAGAUCUUAACAUAAGCCAAUGAGAUUUUUAUGGUAGAGCUGUAGCCACCCCUGGCCACCUCUUUCGUUUGCCCCUAAAUGACGAUUUUACUGCUCAAAUCUCAACCAUCUCUCCUUUGUGUUGAAGAUUAUACUUCUUUAAUAAUGCAUAUAUUUACUUAAACACCACAGUUUAGAUCUCUGUUCUGUCAGGGUUGUAAAAUACUCUUAUCUUACCAUAAAAUCAUUAUUGUAAUGUUUAAUUAUUCUGAGUUGUGUUUUUUUUUUUCCUCGCACAGAAGAUGUCUUCAGUCAUGUCCUUUGACAGUUUGUCACAUUUAAUCUAAAUGUUGGAGGCUGAGCUGAGAUGGGCUCAAAUAUUAAUAAUGUUUUAAUGCAGAAGGCUUUACGACCAGACGGUGUUUCUGGUCCAUACCCAAAACCAUUUUGCACAUAUUUUUGGCUGUUCCUAGAGGAUUGUAUCCCUCAACAGAAAAUAGAGGGGGGAAAUGUCUAUUUUGAUCAGAUUUUCUUAAAGGUUACACGGAGUUGCAGCGCUGAAACUGGAAGGCUUUAAUUAGGUGGAUAGUUUUGUCUUAAUUACAGCACAUUGCAUCCUCUUGUUAUUUGUGACAAAGGGGAUUACAGCAGGCCUCUUAACUUUGCGCAUGCCCAGUCUGGAGCAAUCCUUUGCCUUCAACUCCCCUCCACCACCACCCCCCAACCCCCACGCGCAGCCUCCUCUCGCUGUUGCGUUUAAGAACCACUGUCAUUUACUAAGAGUGUUAGUGACUUCCUGUUUAUACCUUCAAAAUAAAAGGUAUAAAUAUUUCCCCCAGUUCUGGGGUAAGCCUCCAAACCCUGUUACAGAUAUCAAUAUUGUCGUCUUCCAAUUAGUCGAGUUUUACAAUUAAAAUGGACUCAACAAAAUCUUUGGUUCGAUUGUAACUGUGUGUUGAAGAAAAUAUAUUUUUGUGACCAAAUGCAAUAAGCCAAACAAGCUCAUCUUGUUUCCCACAGAGAAAGACUUUUAUUUUGAAAGCAAGAGGACAGAUUUUCCUGUCCCCCCGACGUUUUCUCCACGUGGACUUGACGCAGCUGGCUCGGGUGAGGAGAGGAGAGAGGAGAGAGCAGCUCCGUCAGCGGACCAGGCAGGGAGAGCGUGCUGAGGAUUCCCAGCAGCCCCAGGAGAGUGAGAGCCGGACCGGCUGGACCCCCGGAGGAGGACCCGAGAGAGAACCACGUUGCCACGGGAGAGGCCUCAGUUCAGGUAACCGUGGCUAAACGUCAAACCGGUUCACACUGCUUUUCCCCGGGCAGGCAGGUGCUUUCAGCGGGCUGCAGGAGAUGGAGAGGCGGCGGUCGGUUAGCCGCACGAAGCGGCUUGUUAAAUCUCAGGAGAUCCAAGAUCCUAUUACUUAGUUGCUGUAGCCGUCUGAUUUCUACGGCCUCUGUGUGCGGGCUGACGGAGCUGAUAGCGAGGUGAGGGUGGAGGUUAAGGAAAUAUUUAUCAAACCACUAUGUUACUCUGGUGUAAAAUGGGCUAUACUGUGAAGUUUGCGCAAAAAUAGCGUCAUAUAUCCGAUAUCAUAGCCGCUGUUACUGCCCUGCUGCCUCUGUUUGUACGCCGCAGAGCUUGUUUACAUAUUUAUUGGAAAGCACUUUCAUUUAUUCGCUCUGUUGAUGAUCUUAAUCUUCUCAUUUUUUGACAUUUCUUUAAUCAUUUCAAAGCACAUCAAGCCACAGUUGCCUUUUUAGUCUAUAUGGAAGCCAUAUCCGAAAAUAACAACAUCAGUGGGGCAUUUAGGAGCACCAGUAUCUGCAUGCUCAUACUUUUAUAACACUCAAUGAAAGAGUAAUAUUGGUCAUAAAAAUGUUCCUGUUGAAAGGCUGAGGGUUUGGUAAGUUUUGUUGUCUGCCAGGACUUGUUAGUGUGCUCUUAAGUCAUGUUGUCUUCUUCUGUCUGAUGCUGUGGAGCCUGUUUUCCUCCGCAUCAGGAGCAAUGAAUUAAUAAUCUCAGGAAUGUGUUGUUCUGCAGAGCACCAAGAGAGGAAUGAGUGUACAUUAAUAGUCUAUGCCCAUGUGUAAGCUUGAGUUUAGGCUUCACGCCAGGUAUAAUGUUCUGAAAAGUGGAGUCUAGAGACUCCUGGCAGGGGAAUCUACAGGGUCUAAAAUCAAUACAAAUUACCAACAGUUGCUGAUUUAAUAGCAGAUUUUAUCCUCGCUGCUGUUACCUUAACACAUACACUGUUAAAGUAUAUGCAGUCCAAUUUAGUGCGAAAUCAAAGUCAGUCAUUUUGGCACAAAUUCUGAUCGAAAGGGCUCCAUUUGUGGAUCGUUUCUUGAAAAUUUGAUCUGCAUCUUUAAUUUCUUCAUCAAAUUAUGCCAAAAUUUUGCACUAAAAUGUUAAUGUAGUUCUGUUGUCUUGCAUGGUUCCAGUAACAAGUGCACAGCCGCUUCGCUUUUCUUUUUUUUCUUCUCAUAAAAAAUAAAGUCGCUCUGUCUUUAAACCUGUACUGAAAAUGUUUGAUAUUUUUUUUGCAAGAACUGUGUCAUUAUAGGUAACGGGGCACUUCGAUGUACAGAACAUUUAGUGGUUAACAGGGAAUAAAGUGAGUUGCGAGCACAGAGAAGUGACUUGCAGUGCAAGUGUCGUAUGUCAUGGCCAAGCCUACAGUAGCUGGCAGCAGGAGAAGAUACUGCAGAGAGGAGAUCACGAUGCUGGGAGGAGGAUGGGAGGCUGGGAUAGCCCUCCUCCCUGAUGCAGGAGGCUGAGGGGGGGUUGUGGGGGCGGAUGAGGGAUGGUCUGGUGCACCCCUCCCUUCCUUUUUCCUCCCCUCACUCUCUCUCUUUUCUUUCUCUCUCUCUCCUCCUCCCUGGUAUACUGGUGCAUUACUGCCCACUGUUCACUUCUCGGAGUGUAAUCAGUCUGUCAGCAGAAGCAGACUCAAUCAGUCACUCCACCCUCCACCACCACCACCAACACAAGCUCCCCUGAACACACUCCACCCUGAUCUCUGACCAGAACUUUGCCAGAAUCUGCUGCUGCUGCCCGCUGUGUACCGUAAUGAGGUGAUACAGCCUAGAGAGCAGUUAUAAUCAUGAUAUCUAAUCAGAGGAAGAAGUAAUGUUUUCCUCGACAGCAAAUCACCCAGUGCUCUUUUAGGAACCGCUGUUACCUCACUCUCUAGCAAUCAUUACAACCUUUUAUUUACAUCAUUUUCAAGUUUAAUGAAACAUAACCACCAGAUUUUCCUCCUGUUUCUAAGCAUGAGUUGUAAGCAUGAGUUGAAUCAUGUAUGCAUGCUCUACAUCUGUACUGAAACGGUCCCUCAAGAGAAACUAACUCGCCUAGAGUCACUAGCAACAACACAGCAAGAUCCCAACCGUAAUAAAACAGUUGAAGUAACAGGCUGUCCUUUUUAUGGCUGUGAGAGUGAGGAGAAAAUUGUUUUAGGUGCAGGCUGGCUCGCCAUUAUCCUCUGAUGAUUCUGCCUCCAUAGAUAUAGGGGUAAGUAGAUUUGGCUGUUUUUCUGUUCAGUUGAUUGGACUAAAGGAGGGAGUGCUGCCUGGUCUCCUUCAGUGCUGGAACACAGGAGCUGUCCGUGGUGCUGCUCAGCUUGUUGCUCUUUGCUGCUAAGAAAAAUGCUCUGUCCGUGGUGUUGAAAAAGAAGCUCAGGGUUGAUGCUGAAAACUUUUAUCUCCUGAGAGCCCUGGUUCUGCUUUUCUGCUGCUCCUGGCUGUACUUACAUGUUCAGCUUGUCAGGUCAGUUUUACAAAGAUAUCUUGGACAGGUUUGUAGUGUGAGGACAGGGGAUGCAACAAUACAUUUGACCAUGUGAGUUUUUCUCAUAUUCCAUUUUUUGGGCAUUUUGGCAGUUUUCCUGUUAGACAUCCUUGUGUCCUUCUGGUAAAUAACAAAUUAACAAAUGUACAAAAUUUGGAUAUUUACUUGCAGUAGGAGUUUUCUUAACUCAGCACAUGGACUUGCACACAUGCACACACAAAUAACUAGUACAGAAAGAUGAAUAAUGCAAGCAAGGCAAUCAAUCAAUCAAUCAAUCAAUCAAUCAAUCAAUCAAUCAAUCAAUCAAUCAAUCAAUCAGUCUUUAUUUACAAAACCCAAUUCCAUUGAAGUUGGGAAAUUGUAAUAAACGUAAAUAAAAACAGAAUACAAUGAUUUGCAAAUCCUUUUAACCUAUAUUCAAUUGAAUGCACUACAAAGACAAGAUAUCUAAUGUUCAAACUGAUAAACUUUAUUUUUUUGCAAAUAAUAAUUAACUCAGAAUUUCAUGGCAGCAACACAUGCCAAAGUAGUUGGCACAGGGGCAUGUUGAUAUUAUUAUGAUGAUAUUAUGGACCGUAGAUGUUGAAAUCCCUAAAUUUCUUGCAAUUGUACUUUGAGAAACGUUGUUCUUAAACUGUUCGCCUAUUUGCUCACGUAGUGGUUCACAAAGUGUUGAACCUCGCCCCAUCCUUGCUUGAGAAUUUUUGGGGAAGCUGCUUUUAUACCCAAUCAUGGCACCCACUGUUCCUAAUUAGCCUGCUCACCUGUGGGAAGUUCCAAAAAGGUGUUUGAUGAACAUUCCUCCAAUUUCUCAGUAUUUUUUGCCACCUUUCCCAACUUCUCUGUCACGUAUUGCUGCCAUCAAAUUCUGAAGUUAAUGAUUAUUUGCAAAAAAAAAAUAAAGUUUAUCAGUUUAAACAUUAAAUAUGUUGUCUUUGUAGUAUAUUCAAUUGAAUAUUGGUUGAAAAGGAUUUGCAAAUCAUUGUAUUCCAUUUUUAUUUACGAUUUACACAUCUUCCCAACUUCGUCGGAAUUGGGUUUUGUAUAUAGCACUUCUCAUACACGACCAUGUACAAAGAAUACCCAAGAAUACCCCAGCCCAACCCCUCAUUCCCACGCCACAAUCUAAAUGCAACAGAAACAGUAUUAACACACAUAAACUUAAAAGGGUUUGAUUUCGUUGAAACAGGAAUGUGCGCACUGAGGAAACGUCAUUUUAAAACUCAAGAUUAGGAAACACUUGAGGUUUAGGUUAAAAUCUAAAAACAAAGAAACAGAUAGAAAUUUAAGAAAUAAUAAAUAAAAUGAAAUAAAAACAACAGUAAAAGAUACUAAAAUAAGAGCACCAAAAUAGCUCAAUAAAAGACGAUCCUGUCAUUAAAACUAGAAAGAGAUAAAUGCUGAAACACUUAAACAAGGUAAUGAUAUAAAAUUUAGUUAAAAGCACGCACUGAAAAAGGUAUGUUUUCAGUUUACUUCUAAAAUCCUUGAUUGAAGCAAAAUUAAAACUUCUCAAUAACUUAUACUUUCCAGCGUGGGGAUGCACUGAAGUGAUGUGUGACUACACAUUUGCAGAGUCAGAACCACUAGCUACGAACUACAUGCUUGCGUUGCUCUGGUCAAGUUGUGACACGCAAGAUUAACCAGACACAGACUCUAUACAACUUCAUCUCUAUUUUUUUAAGAUAAUGCCAAACUGCACUGCUGCACUUGUUUUCACCAGGUAGUCGAGCAUUUUGGCAGCUCUAUAAGGCUUUAACUUUUGCUAGUGACUUGUGACACAACAGUUACCCUCAUGAGUUUCAGAGCACAAACGCUAAAGGCUUGCAUCAUAUUUGACAUGAUCGGCAUUAAGGACAAAUUUCAGACCACAAAUCAGCUAAAUCCAGGAUCACAGAGUCUGCAGGUUUCCUAAGUGUGGCUAACACUUGUAGAGCUAGCACCACCAGUCUUUGGUCUGUAUGCAUGUGCUGAUUAUGCUUUGCCCAGGUUGAGUGGCUAUAUAGCAGAUUAACCAGACACACACUACACAACUACAUUAUGGCAGUAUAGAAACAACACUACAACUCAAACACAUAACAUAUGAUUGGUAUCUCAGGCCAUCACUUAUAAUAUUAGUUAUUCAGAUGACUGAUUUCUGAUUUUAUCUUUAGAGUGAAGGAGAAGUUUUGGUUCUGAAGAAUUGAGAUACAGAACAUCAUAUAUGCGACAGACAAAGCAAGCUUGUUUAUAAUUGAGGAUUUGGACAUCAUAGUCACUCAUUAGUGUGGCUCUGUGGGCUCACAUGGAGCUGGUUCAAUUUUCUGGAGAACAAUAAUUCAGCCAGCCAUGUUUUUUGGCAUGGAUAAAGCCACAUUUGGCCGUAUUUCAGUAGAGAUGAUGUCUCCUGAGGCUCCUUCUUAGCCUGCAGUAGUGCCUGAUUCCAACUGCGGAGCCCCGCUUGGUUACAGGUUCUUCUUGUUCUUCUUUGUAUCUUUACAUCCACAUGACACUACCUGUUGCAGCUGCACACGCAUCCUUACUGUCACAUCACCCCUGUAAGCAUCUGGUAUUGAGAUAGAACAGCGCUUGUUAGCCUCACAUCACUUUGGAAGUGGUAUUUUUUUCAAAUUCUGCCAUUGCGGUGUUAAAACACCUGAGGUACCUCUGCCGGUGUACUGUAAAAGACUGUAUAACCCAGGUAAAAAUAAAUGAACAUUGACACGUACUGAUCAAUACCACCUCCUGCUCAGAGAGGCUAGUGCAGCAAAAUAAAGCAAAGGCAGUUUUUGUAUCUACAUUAAAUUCUGCUUUUUCUUUUGGUUUCCUCUUCAAUUACAGCGAAGAUCACAGACUGGACUGGGCUGGGAAUGGUUUGUUAGCGCGGCUUUAGCCUCUUCUUCAGAGUCUCUCACUUCACAAGAUGUCAGCCUUGUAAUACUUUUCAGUAAACAACGGGUGAAACACUGAGGACGAGCUUUCAGAGUCAGAAAUGAGCUGAGAGAGCAAGCAUUAUGAAUUAUUUGUCAUCUUGGAUCAACACUUGUAGCUGAUGAUUAAUACACAUUACUCUUUGCACUGUAUCACUCGCUGUAUUAUUUGGGCUGCAGUGUUCCUGCUUGUUAGUGGGGCUGUGUCUGCUGCUCCUUAGAGUAUUGAUCAUUGAUUGAUCGGCUUUCUCUUCACCUCUCUCUGCUGCAGGAGCUGUCGUUUCUGAAUCAUGGCUCUUUUGUUUCAGGGCGGGCUGCAUCAUCCGUCAGUCCUAAAUAAUUUCAUCCUCAGUCAGCAGACAUCUUCCACUUCUGCACAAUUCUCCUAAAUUGUCAGCUGUAUUUUAACCAGUUUUACCUUUCGCUCAAACAAAACCAAGGACAUACAAACCUUUAAUGCACUGCUGUCAUUCUCCAUCCUUGAACCUGUUUGGUUUUAGCGUGAAGAAGUCCACAAAGUCCUUACACAACCCGAAAAAAGGAGAACAGGUUUUAGCAAGUAUACAUUUAAUGGUUCUUGAGCAGCCAAGAACUGUUUUCUGGUAUCUUCUGCUGCCAGAGAGAAAGAGUCCUGUCUAUAGAGAAUUGAGAUUUAAUCUGUAGUUUAAUUUAUUUAUAUUCCUUUUGAGCUAACUGUAUUUAUUUCUGGAUUACCUCAGGGUUUGUUGGGUAGACCGUGAGGUUUUUACUGUACCCACUCUCACAGCGGCUAGAGGACCAACACGGUGCAAUAUAUGUUUAUAUCAGUGCAUAGCAAAGCUGUCUGCAUGUUAUUUACAUAUAUGUUGUGUUAAGAAAACCUUUUAUGAAGCAAGUGUGCAGCCGCCACAGUGCUGUGUUUGCCUGGUUCUGAAGAAGCCCGUAACAAUGAUUUUAAUGCAGAAGUUAUUUCUAUGGGUUUAACUUUUGCAAAGUAAAUCUGACGCUGUGCCCCUCCCUCCCCUCACUCGCACCCUAACCCUGAAUUUCCUCGCAUCUGGAAUGGCUCCGAUCCGCCAAUUCAUACCGGACCCGUUUGUGAGGCGAAUUUCGUGGCAGGUUAUGGACAGCGGGAAUCGCGAGAACUCACAAGAACCUGAGGAUUCAUGCGCAAUCGUGCGAUCAUGACUUGUCUCUAUAAAGACAGCCACAUAACCAUAUAAGCAGUAGAUUGUGUCCUUCCAGAGGAGGAUAUCCACUUCUAGACUUCUAGAAUCAGCGUCUCCAUGGUGUCAUCAGGGUGAAAUGCUGUUUAAAACCUUUCACUUGUUCGUCCCUGCCCGUUGUGCAUGGUGUGAAAUACGAUCUGCUUGAAACACGGAGUGUUUUAUUUUGAAAAGUGGCCGGAAGUUUUAUUUUGUGUCUGUGCCUGACUUCCUUUCCAGCACAGACUAAUCUGUGCUGAAUUCAUACGGCAUCCGGAAAAAGUAGAACUCUUGCAAUCAGUUGUGGAGUUCGGCGAUCUAUAGCGGAACGAAAAGAAGCCGGUGGAAAUUGACACGUUAACUUGAAUGGUUACCAUCAGCUGCGAUCAGCAGAUACGGCCUUUUCGUAGCCAUUCCGGAUGCCGUGGAAAUUGGGGGUAAGAAUACAUUAGAAAGGCUGAAACAGACAGGCAGGCAUCUUUCUCAUGCUUGUAUCUAUUUCAAGUAGAAGCCAGUGCUUUGAGAAACGGUAAAACAUAUUGUGGAUCACACUCAGGCAGGAGUGUGGGGAGUCUACCCCCAGUCACAUCCAUAUCAGCUGAUAGCAACAUCAGAACAUUGGUUUCCAUCAUUGUUUUUUCACUCAUUUUAAUUUCACUGAUUUAUUGAGCAUUCUGGCCACUUUGAAGCACCUCCUGACUAAUACAAUCAUUUCUAUCUCCUGUGGCUUGUUGCAGUCCCACGUUUUCUCCAUAGUGUAGGCGUGUUUUUAUUAAGUUUUCACCUCAUCCCUUUCAUUACUCCGCCAUCUGCUCUGCGUUCCCACUUGUAGGAGAUCUGAAGUAUUAGAUCAUCAGAAGUCAUGUUUACAUGCAAUUCAAUGGUAUGUUUAUAGCAUCUGCUAUUAAAUUCAAAACCUCAACUGUGAAAACUUAAAGAAUUCUCAUAUAUCAUCAAAUGCCAUAAGAUAUUUUGGCUCUCUUUCCUCUCAGAGAUUAGCAGAAACUAUCAAAGCAACUGUCACAUCUCCUACCUUAUUGCAUUUAUGUGCAACAGGUUGGUGAAAAGAGGUUUAAUUUAGAUCAGUGAGAGAGGCGGAAACGUAAAAUCAAUACAACAGCAGCUCUAUAUCCACUGGAUGUUUAAAUAGGCGAUCAUUAGCUCAAAGAUUUGCUGCAUGGGUGGUCAUACAGGCCGAAUGGAGGGUUUCCUACACUCACAGAAAUAUUCGGCCUAAUUCCAUAUAAAAAUUCCAUCCAUUUGAAUUACUUAGAAUUAACAUAAACAGGCCAAUAAACUUUAUGUGCUGUAUAUGUGUCAGUUAAAUGUAAAUGAAACAAUUGAGAAUUAGAUUUAUGUUAUAAUACCAAUAAACCCAAAUGUGUUUAGAAUAAAUAAUUACAGACUUAUGUUUUCAUCACUGAGAAAUUCAAUUUGUUUCUGUCUUAUAAAUUUUAACUAAAAUGAAACUUGGUUGAUCCACAGCUUGUCAUAUUUAAACCAUAUUCAUAUAGUUUAACUGAUUAAAUUGAUUUUUUUUUCUUUAAUUAACAGAUUUAUGCUGAUUUAAAGAAAUUUGAAUAAAUAAAUUCUAAAAAAAUAUUAUUUAAAUAAAAUCAAAUAAAUUUAAAUACUUAGAUUUUGUAUUUAUUUUUUUGAGUGUAGCUUGUUUUAGGAUGCUAGUGUCUGGGUGCUUCUUAAGUCUGGUGAUUAAAACUAUUAAAUAAUUGAAUUUGUUUAAACUAGUGAUGUUUUGACACAAAUACUCAUCGGUCAAACAGAAAUUUAGAUUCCAUUAUAUUUAGCAGAUAGUAGAGCAUUAUAACAUAGCAGUUGCCAUCAGUUGUGUAGGCAUUUGAAACACUAGUUUAAAUAAUAUAAUGUAUAUAUUUCAUAGCAGCGUUUGUUCAGUCAGAUACUGCAGCAGUAAUGGCUUCCAGGAUUGGUUCUCCACAGGUUAGGCUGUUGAUCGUCUACAGGGGCCAGAUAACAGCAUGGUUUCCCCUACUGCAGUCACGAGCCAAGACACCAGGCCAUCUGUCAGAUUUAGCUUCCAACUGCGACCUCCCCGCUCCCCCAGGAAUUUACUUUAUCACUCACUCAAGAGUCAGCCAGCUUGUUAACGCCUCUGAAUCCAAGUUAGUGGAUAUUCCCUUUAAUUAAGGUCAGAUCUUCAGCAGAUGUACUACUGUGUUCGUUUGAAGGAGUGUUAGACUCUCCUUUUAAAACGAACCUAAAUCUGAUCGCUUUACUCUGUAUAACGCUCAAACUGUUUGUUUGGAUGCAAUAUUUCCCAUCAGCCCACUGAAAGAACCAGAUCCCCCUGACUGUCAGGAAAACUCAGUGUUUAAUGCCUGCAGGUUAAUGAUAUUUGAAAGGUACAGUAGUCUGAUUUCAAGCUUCUCCUGUCGUCCUUCACAUUUGGCAUCUGUCCAUUUUCCAUUCACUCCAUUUCCCCCUGAUAUUAGAUAUCAUUAAGCACCGCUGGAAGGUGAACAGGUCAACUCAGCCCAAUUAAAAAAUACUUCAUUUGAAAGUGCUGCUUGGUAGUUAUGUGACAUUAAAAGACUUUAGCUGGAUUUGCUUUUAAUGUGUCUCUGCCCUGGAGUUUGCAGGUUGGAACAGGUGAUAGAUUUUAUGUAACAGUAAAAGUCAUGAAGGUGUGUUACCUCAGUAUGUGUCCCUGUUUUUGUGUUGUUACUGUCUGUUGUACCUCAUCUGGUUCGGUGUUUAAUACCUGAUUAAUGAGAUUAAGGCAGACUCCUCUGUAAAGAGUUUAACUGUAAUCUUACCAGGGCUGUAACAGUUAUAUCAUUAUUGAUUAAUCUGUAGUUAGCCCUACUGAUUAGAUGUUUAGUCUACAAGAUGGUAGAGCCUAACAAGCACCCAAAGUUAGAUCAACAUACAGUAUAUUUCUGCUUUUUGUUGUCUUGCUGUAAGUAAAAACUCAUUUGAAGCUUUACGUUCGCUUUGUAAAACAACCAAAACAGUCUCUGUAAAUGCUCAUCAUCUUAACACAGAAAUGCUGACCUCAGUUGAAGUUUUUUAAUAUCAAAAUAGCUCGCCAACUGCAGUACAUCAUGGGAUGUCUGCUAUCUGUAAGAAAUUUUCUCAUCAUAACUGACAAAAAAAAAAAAAAAAACAUCAGAGGAAAAUCUCAGUUGGAGUUUGCAAAACUCCAGAGGAACCAUUCCUCCCACACCAUCCGAAGAUUCCUCCCCCGCCUCCCUGCUGGAGCACCACGCCAUUUAAAAACACUGUUAGAUAAUGCUGUGGUGUGAGUCUUCAGCAGUCAGUAUGUUACAGUGUCUUUUGAAAUCUGGAACAUAGAUUUGACUGGUUGGCUUAAAAAUACCAAGAAGUUAACGUCAGAUGAAGAAGCUGCAUUUGUUUAUAUGUUGGUUUUGCAUUAGCUACAUCUAAAUGAGCUUUUAAUGUUGUAGAGGCCAACUUUGUGUACUACCUACUGCUGUUCCCUUCAAUCUGAAGCUCCGGGGUCAAUCUCAUGCACUGCCGUCCCCAUGCCAAAGUGUCCUUGGGUAAGACACUUGACCCCACUAGUUGUACGCAGAGGUGUGUGAAUGGGAUUAGUCAACAAAAUAGUAGCAGCGUCUGCCUUCAGUGUGAGAACGUGGUGUGUCACGUAGAGUCCAUUUACCAUUUUGUUGCCUAAGACUGUUGGCAAAGAGGGGUCUCUGUGCAUGCAGCACCAACAACUCAAACAAUUUCAGGAUUGUUUGAGUUGAUUCUGAGUUUGGGAAAAUUAUACUGCAAUGCACCGAUAAUUUGUCUUUUGCUCUCAGCUUUGGAAAACUGCUCACUUUACAGUGGUAAGCUGAGGAUCCUGUUGCAUGCUUGUGAUGCUGUUUGAAGACAUUAUGGUGGAAAACAUGUUCAUAAUUGUUUUAUGUGUGAAAAACAAAAGGCACUUUACGGAGUUUGAGGCCAGAAGAAAAAUAAAAAGACACCCAUAUAAACGUGCAAGUACAAAUACGUAUGUACAAAAUGUGACUUUGGUUGAAGGUAAAGGUUUGAAGACAUGUGUAGGACAUACUACAAGCAAAUUAGAUGAUAAUGUAAUUGUAAUUUUGUUGUAAUCAGCUAAUGCUGGCUGUCAGAUAACCUUGAGGACAUCCAGUCUGUAUUGAUCUGCAUGUAGAUGUGGAUCCGUCAGGCCAUGAUCUGGGCCACUCCUUUAGACUCAACAAAGAAGACCUCCAGUGUCCUCAGAAUCAUCUGCACUCCUCAGCUUCAGAUUAUUCACGCAAAUGAAGCAAAUCCUGAAAAAUGUAAUUCAUCCAGAGACAGUUAACUGAAUACAGUUGUAUUCGUCUCAGAUCCUCACCACCUGCCUGUGUCACUGUCAGAACAUGUCAGCGUCAGAGCGGCACACCGAACAGUUCACAGAAGGUCCAGCUGUGAUUAAGAGGAAUCUUGUUAAAGCUCCUUAAACGGGUUACUCUGGCAUGGAAACAUGACUGUGAGUUCAGAGUAAAGCUGCUGAUACUCAAUCACAUUUACGGGGCUGCUGAGAUAUACAUGUAAUUACAACGAUACGACUUUGCUAGGACUUAAUAACAGAUACAGUUUGUUGGUAUUAGCUGUAAUUUAAAUUCUCAAGUCUAUUUCUUUUUACAAAGGGAACCGGUACUGAGGUUUGAACCUUUUAGAAGUCCAGUUAAAAAUCAUGUUACUCACUGCCUCUAUCAUAGAAACAAGCAAGUAGUGAGAAAAAGUUCCACUUGCUGUCAAUUACCGUCCUAUAGGACUCCCUGAAAUAUCAAGUCCAUCCACUACAGGUGAGCACAACUCCCUGCAGACCUGGAUGCAUCCUCUCUGCUUUACAAACAUCUUUCUCAUCUUGCUAAUUCUUACUACUGUUAACUUCUGUGUCCACGUACUUUUAUUCCACAUUCAUGCCAUAACAGCCACCGCCACAGAAAGUGGAAAUGGGCGCCAUAUUUUUAAAAUAAGAAUACCAACAUUUGGUGUAUUAAUAACUUGUAGGUGCAGCCAGGGCGUUGAGGGUGUCUGGAUUGGUGGUCUCAGGAUUGGGUCACUGCUUUUUGCAAAUGACGUGGUCCUGUCACUGGACCAGUUCGCAACCGAGUGGGAAGCAGCUGGGAUGAGAAUCAGCACUUCCAAAUAGGGGUCCAUGGUUCUCCGCUGGGAAAAUGAAGAGGGCCCUUUCCAGGUUGGAGAUGAGAUCCUGUCUCAAGUAAAAGAGUUUUAGGAUCUCAGGGUCUUGUUUGCUCAUGAGAGAAGAAUGAAGCGGGAGAUUGACAGGCGGAUUGUGCGGCCUGGUCAUCCAGGAGGGGCUUGGAGUAGACCCGCUGCUCCUCCCCGUUGAGUCAGAUGAGGUAGCUUGGGCAUCUAAUCAGAAUGCCUCGGGCAUGCUCCACUGGUAGGAGACUACGGGGAAGCCCCAGGACAUGCUGGAGAGUGUCUCUCAGCUAGCCUGCAAACACCUAGGGGUCCCCCGGGAAGAGCUGGAUGAAGUAGCUGGAGAGAGGGAAGUCUGGGCUUUCCUGCUUAGGCUGCUGCGCCUGCCAGUCGACUCUGGAUAAGCGGUAGAAGAUGGAUGGAUGAAUGGUAUUAAUAACUAUCACACUAGUCUGGACAAAGAUAUAUUCACAGAUCUUACCCCUACCAAGCACAGAUGACUAAUGAAAUAAAAUAAUCACAUCAUCAAAAUCUGAAAUAUGAUCGCACUUGAAAAUGCCAGAAAUCUUCUGGUUUCAGCUUCUGCUAAAGGGACGGUUUUGUCUUUUUUUCUGAUGUGACAUUGAUUCUUGAUCCAAGCCGCUUACACUGAUAAAUCUUCACAAGAUACUUGAUUAGAUAAGUUGAGAACAAAAAAAUGGGCACAAAAUCAGACUUUGCAGAGUUGGUCAGACAAAAACAGAAAUUUUAACAUAUACUGUAGGUCUGUAAUGUUGUUGAAGAGGCAUUCACUGGCUUGACAGGCUUCCAGUAUCUGUAAUGAGUCUCUUUACAUUGUCAAUAGCCAAGCAUGGUAGAUGAUCAAAUUACGCAUAAGAGUGUAGAAAACAAAGUAUACGAGUUAAUAUCAAUAAAAGGUUGAAGGGUGAUUCAUGUCCCUCAUCUAAAAAACAUAUUGACCCUCCAGACUCUGAGGCUCUUAUGUUAUCCUGCUCUUUGAAAUUAAGUGACUUGUUGAUUAAGGUUGCACUCUCAGUGUAAGUAAACAACCAUCACUUUCCAAAAUGAACAAAUCAAUAGCUUUUUGUUCUUACAUUUAAAAUCUAUGUUAUAAACUGUGUAGCUGGUACAAGCUGAUAAAUGUACCCUCACUCCUCAUCAGAGGCUACCAGAACUCAGAAGAUAUAAAGCAAUCAAUUUCAACUUGAUCAGUUAAUAUGAGGAAUAAUUACAGUUCCAGAUUCUCCUUGAGACUUCUGAUCCUAAUGUCUUCAUUAAAAUUUCAUGAAGGUGCCAAAUCUGACAGAUUAUCCUGAAACAUUCAUGAGCUCUUACAUAUUUCUUUUGGCUGUUUGAAUGAGGAAUAUCCUCUAAAAACAGAGACAAGCAAAGCAAUAUUUUCAUUUACAAGCUGACCAGUACAAACUGUUCAGGUCAACACCAAUAUUACAGUGUUUACAGCAGUCUGGACGCCACAUAUAACUCUGCAGAUUCAGCGCUAUACAAGUUUAAAGCUGCUGGGUUCAGGAUGGAUGGAUAAAAAAAAAUAAGGAUGUCAUUUUUUUAGUCCAGUUGUCUGCUCUGUCUGAACCGACGCAUUAAUGUAACCCAAGGCAAGUUUUUUUUUGUAAAGCACCAUUUAUACACAAGGCAAUUCAAAGUACUUUACAGAUGCAAGGAGAUACAUUGGAAAUCAAAUAAAGAGAGAUUAAAACAAUUAAAAAUCAGCAAGCCAUAAAACAAUUUAGAAUGAACAUGACAAACAGAAAAUAUUCAAAUGAAAUUUAAAAUCAUGACUGAGGCCAGCUGUCACUUACAACCACAGAGCCAGGAGGAUGAACGAUGGAGCCGCACAGGAGCCACGUUUACAUGUGCAAAAUUUCUUGAUCCAAUUAAAAAUUUGAGCGAUCGGAUAAUCUGAAUCCACUGGCGCAAAAUCAAAUAAUCUGAUUAUGACGUGCGUAUACAUACACCAAGCUUUAUUUAGAUUAGAAGCAUUUGGACAUGCCCAGAGUUGUCUGAUUUCACUAAAACAACCACAGAAGAAGAGUUGUAUUUAUGCCUGUGCUGUCAACACACCAACAAACGCGAAAGUGGCUCACUCCAUCCAAUUCAGGAGUUUUGCCCCUGUUAAAUUAAUGUCACUAGAUGGCGCCCUUGCGUACGUAUUUAACCGUUCUGUCAAAGGUUGCUCUGUGCGUGCAGAUGUGACAGCAUUGCGCUGUAUGUACGCCUUGUUAUGUUACCGGAAGAGCAGACACGGUACCUGCGGUUGUGUUUUAUGCCAGAGUGUUAAAAAUGAAACCUCCUGUACUGGCCUCGAUAAGUAAGCCAAAGACUAAAGAGUGGAGAUGGAGUCAGGUAAGAGAGUCACGAUCGGAAUAAGUGUUUACAUGGACACGCUUCGGAAAAACAAUCGGCAUAAACCACCCCUCUCAAUCGGAAUAUAAUUUCUUUCCGAUUGAACCGAAUUGGAUCAGAAUCGUCCCAUUGACAUGUUUACAUGACGCAUUUUUAUUCCGAUCGGGCAUUUAUACGGAUUAUUUUUGCCCAUGUAAACACAGCUAGAGAAGCUAGUUUGGCAGACGUUGAAAUAACAGAAUCUAAACUUCACAUGAUACCGUAAAACCAUUAUAUUUGUCAUACCAUCAGAAUUUCAAACUCCCAUACCCAGGGGAGACCAAAACUAAUUUAUUAAGUUAUUUUAUCAUGGCCUGGAUUGUAAAAACAGAACAGUAAAUCAAACUAAAAGUGAUUUUGACAAACGUUGUUGACAAACUUGACUGUUAAAAUAAAGUAGGAUAAAAAACUUAAAGUACAAGAAAAAAAAAUCUGUUUUCAGAUCAUGCAAGUGGCUGCAGGCUUGAAACAGCUUGAAAUAUCUCCAAACAGGUGCCAAACAGUUUGGUCAGCUUUGUGUAAAUUAAGAAUAUAGCUAGAUAGAUUGGUCAUGGAUUAGCCCAAUUGUUCUCUCACUCAGUCUGCUUUUUUUUUUUUUUUUUGCUACCUAUUCAAAAAAUAGAGUUAGGAGAGGAGUAAAUAUUGGCAAAGAUAAGUAGUUAUUUGUGAAGCUUUUGAUGAAAAAUACACAAAUCAAUAUGAAGAACUGUUCAAUCUCUGUACUUUAAGGUCAUAACUAUUAAUAACUCUGAAUAAUGAAUGUGAAUAAAACUUCGAUUAAAAGGUGGAGAGGUUGGUGUUAUUUCAGCAUUGAUUAUCCUUUCAGUACCUCCGUCUUAUAGAUCGCCUCAGGUCUGUGUGCCUUGCCACUCCUGAUCUGAUCAAUGUGUCCACGGCUCCUUUAAUGCAUAGCAGUGAUAAUUAGGCUCCAGAGGAUAUCAGUGAAUUGGCAGAUUAAUCAUUUUGACCCAGUGGACUCAGGCUGUGCUCAAGGCAGCAGUGUACAUCGACUUCCUAUUUCCACUGAGAGCUUUUACUGUAGCGGUAUUAAAGUCGGCUGGAUUCUGCUGUCAGUCAGCUCACUGGGAGUGGAUGAGCGGAGGUGGAGGGGAGAAAGCUGCUUCCCAGAAUGCCAGGAGAGGUUACGAAUACAGUGUCCAUAAAUGUGUGAUGAUAAAAUGUGUAUCUGUGUGUGUGAUACUUGCAGAACAAGUUAAGCCUCACAGGUGUCCUCCUCUUCCCUCCUCCUCCUCCUCCCUGUCUGUGUCCCUCAGGGUUGCAGUAUGUUCACUUCAGUGAAAGCCUUCGAGGGGCAGCAGUACUCCACCCUGAAGAGGCAGUGUCUGCAGAGUGGCCUGCUCUUCGAGGACCCCCGAUUCCCCGCCACCGACGACUCGCUCUUCUACCAGGGCAACAGGAUCGGACGUGUGGUCUGGAAGAGGCCUCGGGUGAGCAGCUGUGUGCAAUAGUCCGAUAGUUACACCUAAAAGCGUUCAGGAGUCCCUGUGUUCUUUAAGCCACUUUGUUUGUCAUUGAAUGUUAAGUGUUGUGUUUCAGUGAAGGUAAAAGAUUCAGCACAGAUACCUAAAAACUCUGUCCACAGGCCUCUAAUUGAGAGCUGCGUUUAUUUGUCGAAACAUGCAGCUGCACCCUGCCACUAAAAAGAGACCCUGCCUUUAAUUUGGAGAGGCCUCUAUUCAAAGAUUUACAGUAUUCAGAAGUGGACUGCUUUUUGUGAAGGGUCAGUAACUUCAGUAAACAUUAAGACUGGUGUAACUCUAAAGGUUUCUUAACCACCACUAUAACAAACUAUAAUUCUCUUACUUUGUACAGAGAAUCUGCGGGGUCUUAAAAAGUCUGAAAACAUCUAAAAUCCAUCUAAAGGCCCUUAUAUCUCCUAAAAUGUCUUAAAUACGAUUUUAAGGUCUUAAAAAUGCAUUAACUCAACUUGAUAAAUAACGUGUCAUAGGAGUUAAGACGGAUUUUAAGUAAUGUAAAAUGUUCCACUUUCCCUUCAUGUCUAAAGUUGGUAUAACUAGAGAAGCAAGAGGUCGGCAACAUUCAUCUCUCGACGGAGUAUUUGACCCUAACCUAAUUUUACGCUGGAAUAUCCCUUAAGUAUUAUAUUGUUAUAUUUCUUUAUGUCAGAUUUUUAAAUGAGCCAUUAAAUUAAAUUAGGGUGUAAAUAGUUUUUAGUCCCUCCUUUAUAAGUCUCUGGAUUGUGUGAUUCAAGCUACAAGUUGCAGGAGACGGUGCAAUAGUCCCACACUGUCCACAAAGCUAAUAUUUGCAGAUAUCGUCCCUCAAAUGUUUGUUAACAUUUAUAACUGCGCCUUUUCCUUCAUGGAUUAUAUAAUCUUGGUGUUUGGUGGAUCAGAGAGCCGUCUGAUUGAAAGGAGGUGAAGCAGCGUUUCACCUCACAGAGAUGAAAUGAGAUCUGACUGCUUGAAUUUUCAGGAGGUUGUGUGAAACCCACUCCAGCCAGAUGUUGAUGCCGAGGCGCCGCUGUCAGUUCAACAUCUUGCCAAACUCCCUGCAGAAAUGUGUCAAGGUCAUCUUAAGCGACUGUGCAUACAGUAAAUUGGGAGCAGUUAUUGGACCUUUAAAACAUUUACACGGGGUGCACUCAGUGCCAAACAGAGCUGCAGGACGAGGGUUCGAUGACUAAAUAAUUCAUUAAAUAACGGUGUGUCAGUAUUCAUCAGUCGCUGCUCCACUCUGCUCCCUCGUCCUGUUGUAUAAGCCGGCUCUGUAUGUAUGUUUCAGCAGCAGCAGAUGAUAUCAGGGCCUCAGGAUUCAGAGAGCUGACUCCCAUGUCGCUGUUAUCCUCCUCACACAGCAGGCCGUGGCUCUGGAUGCAGUAACUGUCCUCGGCCUGUAUGCCGCUGCAGCCACAACCAGCGUGCAUUGCCAUGGAAACUGGGUCACACAGAUUAUAUGUUUUGGUCUGUGAUGUCAGUCGAGAGUUGGAAGAAGUCAGGAGGAGAUGAAGGAGAAGGAGGAGCAUCCUUUUAGUUUCCAUUGGAGCGUGAUUCAUAUCCUCACUGUCAGGAGGCAGAAAAGGACACUUUGACUCCGCUGUUAUCGAUUGUUUCAGAUUGUUUUAUUGAAACAUAUCCUGUAUGAAUACUCGACAUAAGAGCUUUCUGACUCAACCCACUCAGUGUUCGUAUCAGCUCUACUCAUGUUAAGCUAACAUUAUACCUGUUUGACUACAGUUGUUUCAAUAAUUGUCUGUUAUGCUGACGCUAUACCUGCUGUUUUCUUAAAGUUCCUGAGAUAGUUUCUAUCAUAAUAUCUACGUCUAAUAAAAUAUAAGCUCUACGAUAUGAUAGAAUAAGUGAUACUUGGCCCACAAUAACGUUAUCUUCAUGAUUCAGCCUUGGUUUGUUUUCUUUGUAGUGAGUCAAUUUAUUUCAUGGAGCAAACCGUCAUUUUCCACUUAUUCCACAAAAGUAAAUCCACAUUUAGGUGCUUGAAAAAAACAAAACCAACUUGAGUAACUAUUCCUGUUCAUAUUUGAGGCUUAAAGUUGAAAACGUUAAACAUGUUUUAUGUGAAACUGCCUGACUGUAGCUGUAACAACCACCAAGUUUUCUCCCCAAAGCUGAUAGUUACUAAAAACUCAGCUCGGUGUGUAACAAGACUUUAGAACAAUGAAGAGUUUAGUAGGAUCAUUAUUUAAAGGGACAUUUCUUUAUCAUUUCCUGUAAGUAAUAAUCAUCAUAUUAAUCAUUUUGCACUGCAGACGUGGUAGUUCUUCUGCCUUAACAUCUCGGUCUCAUAAAUGUUCUUCCUUGUGCUGCGUCCCCCCCCCUGUAGUCCGUAAUGGACUGGCUCGAGGUCUUGCUACAAACAAGUGGCUGCUGGAAGAGAGUAGGUGAGUUGUGUUUGGUCCCUUUGCUAAAGAAAUGAGUCAAAGUUAAAAAGAUGUUUGGUGUCUAGUACUAUGGCUGUGACCCUAAAUGUACUGUUGAUGAAGUUAGGUGCUGUUCUGAGCAUUAUUUGUGGCUAUAGAGUGGCGUUUUGGUUGAGGUUUGUUUAUGGCUCCUCAGACCGCUUGGUAUUGCUAUCGUGUGGUCGUUACUAAAGUUGGUAUAACUAGAGAAGCAAGCGGUUGGCAACAUUCAUCUCUUGACGGGUGUCUGACUCGGUGUUAAGAUGUGUUUGACCCUAAAUUAAUUUUACCGGAAUAUCCCUUUAAGUUGCUGACUUAAAACUCAUUUACAUGCUAAACCUCCACACAGAGUCCAAGUCUGGCCAGUUUAAUAGUCCUUUAUUUUCACUAAACUUCGGUAAGACCAUGCAGUCGGCUACGUGUUGAUAAGGGUUUGCUCAGUACUUUAUUUUCGACUUAUUUUGUUCAGAUCUAAUGAAAAAUGUUCAUGAAAGGGAGGCUGCACACUCGUUUAAAGAUAUUAAAAUUACACAGACAUGAACUAAGUAGAGUAAUAAGAAAGAUCCAAACUCGUUACCUUAUCGUACUUUCACCCUUAAAAUCAAAAAUAUGAUAUAAAACAAACACGUUUUCUCUGUAAAGUCUCCAAAGAUUGUAUUCAGUGUUGUCUCCCAGCAAACGACUUUCUCUCCUCCUCCCUGCAUAAAUGAUGUUCUGCUUCCUGUAUUGGCACUAAACGUUGAUUUAAAUUAUGCGCUGCAGAAUGCAGAAUUAAUUAUGUAGGCACUUCUAGGGCUUCUGAGGCCUGUUUCGCUAGAGCAAUUAAUUAAGAUUGUAAACGGUGGCAGCAAACUGCGCUACAUAUUACUGUGGCACGCUGGUUGCAGAAAGGUUUGCACUUUCCACAGAGACCUUGUAUGCUUGUGAACAGUUUGCAAGACUAGUGUUUGAUUUUAAUUUGAUAAAUGUGUGGAACAUUGGUUGCAAAUUGAAACUUAAUUCUUGCAAAUUUGAUAAAUUGCUCUCUCAGACUGUAACUCAACAUGUCAGGAGUCAAACUUGUCAAAUACGUCAGACUCUUGAUGAUGGUAAAGCAGAUUUGAUGGAUUAUCCUGAACAGCUUGACUGAUAUUCUUGAUAUAGUAUGUUUUGAAAGAUCAUAGGAGUGCCUUUUUAGAUUCAUAUAUGAUAAAUGACAGACAGUAGUAGUGCAGUGUCGAAGGUUUCUAUAAAUAUCCACAUGUAGCGACACAUUGAAGCCUAAAUGUUCCGACUUUAACAGCCAGUCAGCAGCGGUCUGUUAUGGAUGUGGAGAGUGGACGCAGUGAAAAACAGAAUCAUCCAAACUAAUAAAUCAUCUCCAUGGAUUUCAGCCCCUCCAGAGACUUCACAAUUUUAGCUCCCACAUUUUCUGAAACCUCAGUCUGAGACUGCAGCCUGUAUGGUGAACAUGUAAAAAAAUAAGAAAAGCAUGAUUUUCAUCGGAGUGGGUCUUUAAAGAGCAUUUUUACCUGAGUAUGAUUGCUCUCCUCUCCUCCUGCUGGUCCACUUCAACACUAUUAACAUUGUUAUUCGUGAGCACUCUUCCAUAAAUACAAAGUUCAUAACAGUGAGUAGGUACACAUUUAGUUGAAGACAUGGUAACCUCUUGAGCCAUGUACGAAUGUGAUCAAAUGAAUAAGUCUUUGGGGUCAUGCGUUCUCAGAUCAGAGCCCCAGUGUGAAAUCACCCUUCCAUCAAACUUCAUGACAAUGUUAAACUAAAUUUACCACAUUUUGUUUCUUACAUGACAUGAACUGUCAGGUUCAGUUAGCACGGACAUGACAGCAGAUUCAUUGGCAGCCAUCUUGCUUGUUUACAGAAUUUCCAAAGCAGCGCCCAUUUAUACGGCCUGUCAUCAUAUCAACGUUUCCCCGUAAAUGGUCAUGAUUGGUCUGACCUAUAUCAGGGCAGAUAGAAAUCUUUAUGAGGGGUAAGAGAAUCAGACAAAGAGAAUCAGAUCAAUCUGCCAAAGCAGAUGAAGCGUGGACUUGAAGAUCUGUCUGGUUUUCUGACUCUGUCACUACUAUGAUGAAGAAGAAAAUAGAGUUAACUGGAAGGUUAUAUUUAAUGAAUAAGGCCAAACAUUGAAUUAGAGAAAAACAUCUUGAAGAUAUUGAUAACUCUCCAGUACUAAUCGAUAUUAUAGAAAUGUACUUGACUUUAUCAGAUGGUUGUUUCAUGGCCAUUUGCAGUUGUACUGUUCCCCACAUUAACCAGCAAAAGACAAACAUUUAGGGGCAGACGUUCCCAGAAAGAGCUCUCCUCUUAACCACAACUCUUCUGGAAAUGUUUAAUGCAAUGUUUAGUGCCGGAAAAGCCUCAUUUUGGAUUUGGAGACACAAACCUCCAUCUCGACAAAACAUCAGCGGGGUGGCUUUGCUCUCAUGUUUCCCAAUAAAGUUUUAAAAGCUUCUCGUAAAUGCAAACAUUAGCCCGAGAGUGACGAAUUACACACGCUGAAUUUCCUGGUCUGUUUUCAUUUAACAGGAUAUAUGUGAGGAAAUGUCUCCAAACAGAAUUAUACAUCAGUGGUGUUGCUGAGGAUUGUGGAUUGACAAAUCUGUGAGUGAUUGAUUUGUAUUUUUUUUAUAUUUCGCACCAGCAGACAGUAAAAAUGCAGAGAGGUCAUGUAAUCAGUUGCAGGGUGAAGGUUCACAGAGGUUAUUUUGCUGGGUGUUAUCUUUGCUCAGAUGCAUCUCAGCGAUAUUUAUGGCUGCAAUGAAAUCCCAGUGGCGGAGCAUGUGAGCUUAAAGAGCAGGCUCUAAUAAAAUGUUCCUCCUCUCUCGCUGUGUCUCACAUCGUCUCUCACUCCCUCUCUCUUUCUCCCCCUGCCCCCCUCCUCUUACUCCUCUUCCUCUUCCUCUGAUUCGGGUUUAUUUAUGUCUUCGCUUGGCCUGGGUGGGGUGAUAUGACGGUGUACGGCAUGAUAUAAUGGAUUUUUUUAAAUGACAGGGUGCUUUCUGGAACAUGGUAGCUGCCCCUGUGAUGAAUCUGAAUAAAUCUGAUCGGAUGGGUUAAAAUGAGACGAUGAAAAAUGGGAAUGAAGCAGAACUUUUAUGAUUAAAAAAUUUGUGUUUCAUGAUGCAGUAAAACGAGUAAAAUUAUCCCUGAAGUUAAACCAUCUGGUUAUCCAGAGUGUGAAAAAGGGAGAGCAUAUUUAUCCAUUUACAACCUGUUUGGUUCUGUAUUUUCUCAAAACCAUGUAGUAAUGUUCAGGACAACAGCAGUUUGGUUUUUGAAGGAUGUGUUGAAUCAAGCUAAGAAACUAACUAGGCGUUAAAGGUAUUUUAAGCAAAACUCAAAAACCAAUGGGCUUUCUAAAUCGAAUCAAAUUUUAUUUAUAUAGCGCCAAUUCACAACAGUCGUCAUCCCAAGACGCUUUCCAAAGAAAAAGAGCAGGUCUAGACCGCGCUCACUGUUUGAUGAAUUAUCAAGACCCAACCUAAAAUGAGAUUUGGCCCAUCCCAUCGAACAUGAGGAACAGUGGCGAGGAAAAACUUCCUUUAACAGGCAGAAACCUUGGGAAGGACCAGACUCAUGCUAGACAGCCACCAGGCCGCUGCUGGGUUGGGGAGGAAUACAGAGAGAUAGGGGGAGAAAGAGAGAGAGAGAGGAGUGGAGAGAGGGCAGGGGGAGAGAAAGAGAACAAGAUAGAGGGAAGGAGAGAGAGAAUAGGUAAGGGGGGGGAGAGAGACAGGGGACAGCAGAUUAAAACCAAAGUGAGGGCUCUGGUCCGAGUCUCUCAAAAUAAAAUAAAUCAUGUGCUAGAGUCGGCCUCACCCAGAGAAGACUGUAGCCUAGCUUGCAUGCUGAGUCUCCUAUUUCAGAAACACUGAAACAUCCUUUUAACAUGUGAAAAUAAAUGUACAGUUAGUCGUCUUUAUCUGUACGAUUUUCAAAGGGUGGUUUGGUUCUCUGGGAGGCACAGUGGUGUCGUGGUUAGCAAUGUCGCCUCACAGCGAGAAGGUCCUGGGUUCAAAUCCGGCUCAGGGCGGUUAAUUGGCCACUUUCAAAAUUGCUCGUAGGUGUGAAUGUGAGUUUGGAUGGUUGUUCGUCUCUAUAUGUCAGCCCUGGGAUGAACUGGCGACUUGUCCAGGGUGUCCCCUGCUGGGAUAGGCUCCAGCCCCCCGCGACCCCCAACGGAAAUAAGCGGUAGAAAAUGGAUAGGUUUGGUUCACUGUCUUUAAAGGUCCCCCACUAGGGAUGCUGUAGAGCAAGCUUCCGUCAGUACUGUGGUUGGUUUCUUUUCUAGUUUGGUUUGGUUCAGGUUUGGCAGUUUUGUGUUUUACCUUCCUGUUAUCAGUUUUUGGCCAAUAAUUGAGAGGUAGAAAUAUUUCUCAGAAGGUAGCAGGCUUCACUUUAGCUCAGUUAGUCUCAGUUGGUCUCAUCUACCAUCCUCCCUCUCUUCUACCAGUUUCUCUGCAGUUUUCCUGUUAAAUAAAGGCGAAGAGCUGAAAAUGUUAUUUAAGAAACUUGUAAAUAAUACAGACUGUAAUGUUUAAAAUUACAUCACUCGUGCCUUGUGUUGGACAGAAUUUUUUUAGUAUAAUACAUAUUUCAAGGGAACCCCACUUCCAAGUGCAUCUCUUCCUACAAGUGCAGCCGGUCUUUCUAAUUUGUACUCUGUCUGUUUGGACAUGUGUGUCUGAAGGUCUCCCUCCCAGGCUGAUGGAUGGAGCUGAGGAGGCUGAUGGGGCUGACUGAAAGGUUCUCAGUCGAGCAGUAAUAGAUCAGGCUGUGCUCAGCCACAAUAUUCACAUUACUUCAGUGUCUGCAGAGCCGGACGAGGAUCGAUACUCUAUUAUUCUUCCACCUGAGCCAAUCCCUGGACGGCAGGCGACCACAGGGAGGCCCGCUGCUGCUCCGAACCCACCAAUCAAUGCUGCUGCUGCAGACGAGGGAAAAACCAUGAUUAGAGAUCUUAACUGAGGCACCGAUCAGACACGAAUUGGUGAUCAUCUGGACAUUGCUUCACAUAGCUGUGCGCAGACACGCACAGACGGAGUGGCUCGGUGUUGCUGGUGUUUGUAAGGUGAGAGGGGCUGCUGGCCAGUGGAGCUCUGAGGCCUCAGGGGAGCACUGCAGUGGCCUCUGCUUCUGAUUAAAAGUUUGCUUUUGCAGCAAUCAGCUCUGCAGAGUCAGCAAAUUACUGACCUUGCAUGUGUCCUGUACGUGUGUCCUGUGUGUGUGCGUCUGUGUGUGUGUGUGUUCCUUUGUUACCCUCACUGGAACAUACGCCACAGUGUGUACAUGCUGUGAUCUGCGCUGGCACCAUUACUGAUGUUUAUAGUUAAAGCAGGAUGUGGGGGAGGGACUUGAGCAUAUUCGAGCUCUUAUUCUCCACUUCAUCAGACUAACAGCGAGCUAACACAUACUCAUACACAUAUUAACACUCACUAUCACACCUUUAAAGAGUGUCUCAACUCUCUCAUUGUUCACUUUAGCAUGUGAGGCUGGACUGUGAGGAUAAACCGGAGAUCAGACUUCAUCCUGUGAUAGUGGGGGGAGUUUUCUUCUGAUGCUCAAUAAUAGUAGUGAGAGGCAGAAACUGGAUUAUCUGAUGGUUUAUUCACAGCUCUACACUUGAGUCAUGUCGUCCCUCACUCUCUACCUCAACACGUUUCCUGUUUCUCUUUGUCUGUUCAAUCUAAUAAAGGCAAAAAUCCCCAAAAAACACAAUUUUAAAGGUACAGUGUGUAGAAAUGGGAAUAUUUAGGCGGAGUCUAGAUCAGUUAGGAGAUAGUGGCUUUUAAAGGGAUAUUCCGGCGUAAAAUUAAUGUAGGGUCAAACACACCGUAACACAGAGUCAGACACCCCCCCAAGAGAGAAAUGUUGCCGACCGCUUGCUUCUCUAGUUAUACCAACUUUGGAUUCGGACUGGAUCGAGGUCCAUUGGUGGCUAGUGCUGUGGCUGGGACCCUCUAUGUCCUGUUGAUGAAGUUAGGUGCUGUUCUGAGCAUUAUUUGUGGCUAUAGAGUGGCGUUUUGGUUGAGGUUUGUUUAUGGCUCCUCAGACUGCUGUGUAUUGCUAUCCUGCGGUCGUUUCUAAAGUUGGUGUGUUUGACCCUAAAUUAACUUUAUGCAGGAAUAUCCCUUUAAAAACAGGAAACUUCUGUAAUGCAUUAUAAAUAUGAUCCUAAUUUGAACCAAAGAGCUAAAGCAAACUCCAUAUCCUGAGGAAACUGAGGUCCAUCGGUGUGCAGGGUGCACUCCUGAGGUCCUUUCAUGACUCUGUAGUGGCCUCAGAAGGUCUGCAGGAGCAGCAGCAUCAAGAUUACAGACAGGAACAGACUAAACAAACCGGUGAGGAAAGCUAGCUCUGUCCUGGGUUGCCCUCUGGAUCCUGUACAGGUGGUGGGGGACAGGAGGAUGAUGGCUAAGCUGUCGUCUCUCAUUGACAAUGUUUCCCACCCCCUGCAGAGCACUGAAACAGCACUGGGUGUUACAACUCCUUCAGUGACAGAGAUACCACAAGUCCUUCCUUCCUGCUGCAGUCCUGCUGUUUUUGUUUUUUCUUUGUAUAUAACAUUUAUUUUGUCUAAGUUAAUUUUUUAUAAUUAUCUGGGAUUAUCUAGGGAUGUAUAUCUCCACCACAGGGGCCAGUUUGAUAUGCGUCUCGAUACACUGCCACCUAUACACUGAAACCCCCUUUUGAUACGAUCUGAUACGAUUCACUCCUGUUCACGACAGAAUUUACUAAUGCAAACGUUCCUAUCUGACCACCGUUAUGAAUCAGUAAAUCUCACCAUCCCUAGUGCACUUUUUUCUAUGUUUGCUAUGCUUAUCAUCUGCAAAUUUCCCCACUGUGGAAUAAAUAAAGGUUUACUUUAUCUUAUCUUACUGUAAUAUAUCCCAUUUCAGCCAAGUCUACUGGUAGACACUGCACCCUUAAAGCUCCUAAGGGGAACUUUUGAUUUGUGUUCUUAAAUUCUUAAAACUCUUGAAUACCCUUUGUAUCAGAUUUAAUACAUACUUUUAUGAUACUUCUAUCAAAUCAAUAUAAUCAAGAAAUUACUAAAAAAACACCUGAAUACAGUCCGAUAAAUGAUAAAAAUGUCCUCUUGUAGUUUAGUUGUUUCCAAAAACAUCUAGAUAAAUAAAUAUAUUUGUUAAAUUUUAAGGACAUUUUGAUUUUUUUUUUUUGGUUUUCAGUAUUAAGUGAAAUAAUUAUUUCAGCUCCAAAAAAGAAUGAAUUUUCUGGCCAUAAUUUGUGGUUUCAGGCAUUUUUUUAUCCUGUAUCAUUUAUUGUGAGCAUUUCAUGUGGAAUAUGUAAAAAUAGGACUGCUUUCUUCAGCUGCUCUGCUGAACCUACCCUCUCUCCCUAGUUUCAGUAAAAAUAACUGUGUCCAAAUUGUUAGUCUUGUCCUUGCUUGUCUUGUUUGUUUUUGGAUGUUAUAAAAAGGCAUCAAAUGAAUUUCAAUCUAUUUCAUAAAUGUUAAAAACUCUUUAUUAAAGCUAUGACUGAAAUCAAAAUGAAGUAGACAUAGCUUCAAAAACAGACAUGGCUGUGAGAAAUUGCUUUGCAAUUUUGGAGGCUUGUGAGAAGAGCUCUGAAAUUGGGGUCAUAGGAGCCGCCAGCACAGAAUGAAAAAAAAAAAAAAGCCUCUAAUGGACACAGGCCCUAAAUGUUACUGUCACUUGACUCUGACGCUGAAUAGCAAGUUUUUUCUCCAUUGAAAAAAUCUUGAGAAAAAUACUGUUAAGGCUUCAAAGGCUUUUAAAUGAAAAAAACAAAACGAAGUGAGUAUGAACGAUUGCUACCUCGCCAAAUCAUGAGGCGAACUGUUCAAGUGUUAAAAAAUUCUUUUGGACAUUUUUUGGUGUCUUCUCAGAAACAUAUGCCAAACGCCUGGUCCAUACUAUAGUUCGAUCACUUUUAUAUCAUGACUGACAAAGAAAGUCUCAUUUGGAUUUAAUGUCGACGCUAGAAACUUGACAUAACCAGAUGAUAAAAAGUAGAUGACAUAAGCUGUUGUUGACUCAGUUGCAGACGGCUGCUGUGUAUAGGUUACAUGGGUAAAAGCUCAUGUACACGGUCUCUCCCUCUUUCUGCCUCUUUUACUUUCCUAACCCUAGUUGAGUGCUGCGAGUGUGUAAAGAUAAAGAGCUGUUAAGUGGAGCUGGUCUUUCUGCUGUCUGUUGAGUAAUGGCCGAGGAGCCCAUCGACCCGUCGGUGCCAUAAAGCAGAGAGCAGAAAAACAGACACAUUGGUCACAGCCAGCCAGACCUCUUCGUCUUCACGGCUCUGCAGUAAAAUUAAGUUGUUCUCCAUUAAUAUCGGGGCGAUGUCAACCUCUAUGUUAAAAAUCAGGUGUUCGCAGAUCAAUAACAUGAUGGAUACGACGCAUUUUGUUUGAUUUUAACAACAUUUACCAGGCAAUUAAGUCAAAGAAUGAUCAAUAUUUUCUUAACUAUGAAAAACUAUGCUUUGGCUCGUCAUACUAAGUGAUGAUCUGCAUUUUGAUGAAAGUCACUGCAUUAAAGAGUUGUCACAGCAUUUGAUAAAUUAAACAAAUACAAAAACUCUGUCCUCAUUGUGUUACUGAUACCAGACAUCUGUCUCUUACAAGAUAUCAACUAUUGAGGAGGAGGAGUCGGUUUGUUUUUCACUUAAAAUGUAGGAAUAUAGAAAAACUUAGAGAAAAAGACGCCCAGUGUGCAUUAUUAAAAGAGGUAAACUGUGAUUUUAAAAUGUUACAGCAUUUAUUCAAAAAUAAAAAAUCUAAUGGUUUACCUGACUUUCUGACUGUCUCCAUAUUGGUUUUAUCAGUCACCUGGUCAUAACAUGGUUCAACUGCUGAAUCCAGAAGCUUGGGACGUCUGCAAGUCACUAAAAAGUUCUUUGUGCCUUUACAAAGGAAACAAAAAUGAGGUCCAGCGGGGUCCGUGUAUUAUCCGUCCAUUCAAUUAUUCCAUUCAAUCUAGUGAACAAAAAAAACAAGUCAAUGUUUUGUUUAUUUGUUUUUCUGUAUGACCAAAAAAUAAAAAAUUAGUGUUUGUUUUCGUAUUUUCAGUUCAAAAAUAUGUGCAUGGAGGCUACAUUGGCCUUCCCAUGAUCCUCAGCGACAGUUACCAUGGAAGUUACCAUGAAAGAUGCGUCAGAGUGAUUCGAGCGCCAAAAUCUUACAUCGUAACCGAGCUCUGGUUGUAAUUUUUUCUACAGUCGUAUCUCCCUCCUUCAGCGUGACCCUCCUGGUGGCUUUGAAUAAUACAUAGGAUGCAUCCAACCCCAAUGGGGACAUCAACAACCUGAAAACGAAAAGUAGAUUCAUUAUUUUGUUUUUGUUUCCAUCUCUAUCAUAUAUUCUGUUUUGAACUGAAAAUACGAAAACAGACACUAAACUUUUAUUUUUUGGUUAUUUAGAAAAACAAAUAAAUAAAAUAUUGACUUGUUUUUUUCAUUUUUCGUUUACUAGAUUGAAUGGAAUAAUCAAAAUGAGAAAACGAAAACCAAUGAAUUACCAAAACAACAAGAUUUUUUAUUUUAUUUUACUAUGAUAUGGACUGAUGUUGUCCUGCUCCUCUCCUGCAGCUGGAUGAUAAUUUGUACAGCAUAUAGAAGAUAGAGCGCUCUAUAAUUCAAUCUGCUCCCAAUCUCUGUGGUACACCGUCUGAGCUCAUCUUUGCUCCAUCUAAUAUCUGUUGACAUUGUAUUUGGAAAAUAAAUAUUGCAAUGCUUUGAUGUAUAGCCUCUUAUACAUGUUGAUAUGAAGUGUAUGAAUCCUAAGUUCUUCAACAAGAGUUAAAUCUCUACACGACUGUAAUACAUAGUUUAUUUUGAAGUCGUGCCUGCGUCUCUUUUACUUUUUGGCACUUCUUUGCAACAUGUUCACGCUGAAAUGAAGCCAUUGUGUGUGCAGACAAAAGACUAAAGGACAUUGUGUCUCUCUGUAAAUGGGUACUGUCAGCCCACAGUCGGUAGUAUUCAUCCCACACAUUAUAACAGGAACCGCAGGAUAUCCAACAAGUGUGUGUCUGUGUUUUUCUCAGUGUGUGUUUGUGUAUGGAUGUGUGUAGGUGUGUGUGUGUGAGUCCGGCUCAUUGAGCACCAUGUUGUUAGCUGUAAUAGAGGUCUGUCUGUACACAUUGUGGCAGAAAAUGGACCUCAGCACUGCGGCUACAGGAAAUGUGAUUGUGUAAAUGUACACGGCCCUCCCACACUGUGUAGAAGAUCAUGAAUAUGAUCCGUGGGUGCAUUAAGACAGAUGAUGUUCUGCUUCAACAAUACAUUUAUGCUCCUCUGUAUAGUGUAACACAAAGGAUGCACACACUAUGUAACCAUUAACAGUGCUUUGUAGACUUUCAUUUGUCUUAUUUUCUGCAAACAUGAAGAAAAAAAUCUAAAUUUUUCCCAAAAUCAAACGAAAGAUAUGAGUCUGAGCACCUCGGAGAAAAGAAAGAUUCACUUUUGAGUCAUAAAAUGUGUUUCAGAUGUUUAACUCCAUCAUCUUUGUGUCUGUUUUGGUGUGCAGGAGCUGUGUGAAGACCCUCACCUGUUUGUAGAUGGCAUCAGUGCACACGACCUGCACCAGGGACAGCUGGGUAACUGCUGGUUUGUGGCGGCGUGCUCCAGCUUGGCCUCCAGAGAGUCUUUAUGGCAAAAAGUAAGUUUUUGCAUGUUUUGUCUGUGUCUACAUCUUCAUGACUUACUACUUGGUGAUGAAAGUAGUCACAGAUUGUGUCUCUAGCACUGUGCAGCUCAAUGAAAUGUUUUAUUUGGCACCACAUUUUUGGUGACACUAAUUUAUUUCAGCUCCAUCCAACUGCCAACAAGCUUGACUUUUUUUUAUCCAACUUGGAAACUGGAACUACCAGCCUGCAUGGCUCUGUCAUAAGUUUUAAAAACACAUUACUAGCAGCCAGUAGUAGCAGCUCCAAUUAAAUACUGACUCUUUUUCUGUCUCAUUAAAAUUUCACAACAGUUACCCUCCCUCACUGUUAUCAAUGCUACAGGCUGGAAAGGACAGAUGGCGCUUAGAGCUACACAACUGCAUGGAAACGGCACAUUGGCAAUAAAAAUAAUAAUGAUAAUAAAUAAAUGAAUAAAUAAAUGUAUAUUUAUACUUUUAUAGCAGUUACACUCUGCCAACAGUCUGUUGAAAAGCUUUUUAAAGAGUUAUCUUAACUCUGAAAUCAUCUUUAGUGUCCUUCUUUGUGAUAGCUUUUUGUAGACUGAGUACAACAAAUAUGAGAACUUGUAUUUCAAGAUCAGUAUCACAAAUAUCUUUUGGCAAGCUCGUUUCUGAUAAAUAAAAACAUUGAAACCAUAGACUGUUUACAGAACGGACGCCGUCUGCCUCCUCGCUGGGUAAAGCCACCGCGAGAACAGCACCCUCUGGUGACGGGCUGCAGUAUAGGUCAUAAAUCCCGCCUCCUCCAGCAAUCCUUAUGGAGCGGUGGACAAACUUUAGAAAUUUAUUACGCAGAACAUAAUUUUUUCUCCCCCCUGCUUGUGAUGUUGACAUGUAGUUAUUGAAAGACUGGUUUUUGCUCAAGUCCUCUUUUUUCUGUACGGCUCCAUUUUCAAAAGUUAUUAGGGGGUUCAUGUUUUCUAUGAUUGACAUUUGAUACAGCCUAUGGGCGUACGAAGAUUGCGUAGCUCACCCAGGGAUACGCAGUUUGAGCCGAGUGUCAUCACAGCGACUCUCCCGCCAAAUGCGCACAAUGCUACUGCUCAAUGCUGGUUUCAGAGAGAAAAUCCCGGAAAUACCGAGAGCUUUUUGGCUUCUAAUCCAUAUACUGGUGAAAGGCGGAACCAAGCUGUCCACAGUUUAUACAGUCUAUGAUUUAAGCCUCUAUAAUUAGCUUUUAUCAGUGUCAGUGCUACUCUGAGAUGUUCUUGGGCGUCCAUCUGCGCAGAGAGAGGAGUCAUUACUGAUGUUUAAUGAAAUUCGAAACGAGAUGCCUCGGCCUGUCGUAGAGAGAUGCUGGGUUGUGACAGUCAGCUCAGGGAGAGUGUGUACAUACAGUUUGGAUACUCUCUGUUUACUCUCUGUUUCUGAGCUCUGUUUCAUCUCACAGUACAAACACAAAGUCGUCACCGAACUGUGUUUCCAGUGAGCAGCAUGUUUACUACUUUAAGUCCCUCUUUAUUCUACAUUUACGGUGUUAGUGUUGUAUCUCGGAUUUUCAAGGCCUGACUGGACAUACAGUGUACCGUAUGUACAGCUGAGAUAAAGAAAUGUAUUCAAUAUCUAACAGUCAGUAAAAAGCUGUAUUCGCUCCCCCACUGUGAGAAACGUCCUCUGAAUCUGGGAGAACAGCAGACAGGAAGUUGUUAAAAUUCAUGCAAUAAACUCCGUCUGAUCUCUAGGUCAUCCUCUCUUUGUGUUGGAAGAGAGACAUUUGGAUUUUAGAUGUCAGCAGCACUUUAGUAUUUCUGAGUGCUGCUUCCUCUACCUGCUGUGAAGUGAUUUGACAUUUGGGGGAAUUUUCAUUCGCUGCUUUCUGAGUGAAAGUAAAAUAAAUAAACGGAUACCACAGCCGGAGUAGCUGGAAUCACCGUUUUUCCUCUUUAUUUGAAAACAGUGGAUCAGUUUCUGUCUGUGCUAGGAUGACCAGCAAAAGCCUCAUUUGGACCCCAUAAAUACAGAGUUUGUACCAAAAUCUAGAUUAGCAGACAUAUCAGCUUCGUAACUGCUGUUCUUGUUGUUGAAAUGACGCAGAAAUGUUCUUUGGUAUGUCUGAUUCUAGCAUUUUAGGCAUAUCUUCUAUUGCAAGAGAGAAAAGUGAAAAUACCUUCUUAACAAACUAAUUUGGUGGUGCAGUGAUCAGCUGUUUCUUCUCAUGUUUCAGGUGUGGAGUUUGCAUGUGCAGCGCUCUGGUCUAAAAACAUGUUGGUUAAUUCGUGGUGGUAAACUGUUUUUGGUUAUUUUACUCUGUGCAUAAGGAAUUGUGAUCGACUGGUGACCUGUCGAGGAUGAACUCCAGGGGUGGGUGAUAUGGCCAAAAUAUCAUAUUAUGAUUUUUUUUUUUUACAAUGGUCAUCAUCACGAUUUUAGACUGUGUUGCAGGUUUGUGGCCAGUACAACUAAACUAAUUUCCCAAAUUUAAAACUAUAGUCCACAGAAAAAAAGAUAGAUGGAAAAUUUGGCAAAAACUCUUUUUUGACGUGAUUUAAUCUGUUUGAUAUUUGACCAUCUGAAACAGAUGAUGAACAAGUAUGUUGACAUGGAUAAGACUUAAAGUUUACUCCGCAUCAGAAUUAGAAGUAGAAGUAACAGAAAAAGAAUGACAGUCGUUAUUAUUUUCAUUACGCCAUAUGUUGAUAUUUCUGUGGGUUUUUUUUUCCACUUCAACAUGCCUUGACUGCAAACUUAUUAAAAUCUUUCUUAGUCAUGUGAUGUUGUUGUGAUGUCUUGUAGCUGAUUUAUAAAGGUUAGGUCGUCCUACCUGAAGCAGCAGGACCACCACGCCCCCUGUUGUCCGACAGUGUCAGGACAGCAUCCCAGAUAUGUGACAGCAAGAAAGCCCCCUCAUUCAGAUUUACUGUUUGGGCUUCUUGUCCUGAACUCCACUGGCUCUAAAAUCCAGCACAGGUAUCUGUGGACGACCUUUGGCCUUUUUCAACCAAACCUCUGUAAAUCAGCUGACAGACAAUGUUACGACAUGACAUGAGUUCUCUGAGGAAGACUGAAGGAGAUUUGUAGUCCAAACGUGUCAGUGUAAAAAAAACAACAAAAGAAAAAAAACUGGUCUAAAUAUUAUAAUUAUUACAAUUAUUAUUAUUAUGAUGGUGAAGAUAAUGAUGAUGAUGAUGAUGAUGAUGAUGAUAAUGAUAUUGAUGAUGAUGAUGAUUAUUAUUAUUAAUAGUAGUAGUACUAUUAUUAUUAAGAUUAUGAUGAUGAUGCUUAUCAGUAUAAUUUUUUAUUUUUUUAAUACAAUUAUUAUUAUCAUUAUUGUUGUUAUUAUUAUUAUCAUUAUUAUUGUUAUUACGAUAAUCACUAUUAUUAUUGUUAUUAUUACAAUUGCGAUUAUUAUUAUUAUUAUUAUUUUGUCAUCAUUAUUGUUAUUACGAUUAUCACUAUUAUUGUCACUAUUAUAAUUAUUUUAUUAUUAUUGUUUUUAUUAUUAUUACGAUUAUUACUCUCGUUAUUAUUUUUUAUUAUUAUUAUUAGUUUUAUUAUUAUGUUGUUGUUGUUGUUGUUGAUGUUGUUGUGCUCUUGUUUUCAUCUUUGUUCUAAAAACAAAUAGCCUGAUAAACUUUAUCCAGUCGCAGAACUUUAGAGGAAUCUGGGGGGGAUUUGAGGCCUUAUCUAACAGUCCUGCAGGUCAGAUCUGGUUCCUUUUGGUUUGUGGUUUAAUCUGGACUAAAAUCACGUUUAGAGCUGGAGAAGUAAGACCUCUCUCUGAUAGCUGUUUGUUGGAUCCAAACAAUAGCGAGAGCCGAACUUUUAAAGCCAUCUUUGUGCAGAGAUUCAUCUGAUCUCAGCCUCCUGUUGGCCCACUCGCUUCAGUCCCUGAUAAAGCAAAACAAGCAAUGGUCCAAGUCUCUCAGGAGCAGACACGGUUCCCCAGUGAAACCUCAGUGCUGCUACAAACAGUUGAUUUUGUUCGUGUUAAUUACCUGCAAACCCCGACUGUGCCCUUAUUAAGUAAAUAACUUCUAACAUCCUUUAAUUAGUCGAUUCUCUCUGUGUUUAACAGUUACCAAAAGGAUAACCAGUGAGACGUUAUCCCACAAAACUGGCCAUUUGGUGCUUGUUUGUCAAAAGGUGACAGGCAGGGCUGAGGGAAAGGACACAUACCAAUGAGGACACUUGAUGAUCAUUUUUAUUUAUGCAUUCAAGGCUGCAGGCAAUAUCGAUUUAAUUGAGACUCCUGAGAACACGCAGCUCUCUGCUUUUUAUCAGAGAAAAUGGAGGCGCAGCCCGUUCAGGUGGUUGAGUUAGUUCCACACUUUGUACUGACGUGAAACGAGUCUAAUACCUCCUGACAUCUCAGUUAUUUUCCUUUCUCUCACACCUCAUCUGACACGCGUCGUCUCAUUCACAGUCACGGUUACUGUCCCCCCCUCCUCCUCCUCCUCCGCUGCAGCGUGAAACCUGCAGGAUGAGACUGGGAGAUGAAAUCCACAUGCCUCUCCUCUCUCUUGUUUGUCAGGGUCACCAUGCAAGACGGAGAUGGAUGAGGCAGCAGGAACCUGUUUCCCCUGACACUGGGGAGUCAAACACGCUCAGACACACACACAAGUACACACUGCCUGGAUCCAUUAUCUCAUGAGGGACUCAUUUCUACUAAACCCAUCAGGACGGCUGUUUGUCAGAGAGGAGGAGAAGGAAAAUAACACGGAAAUAAACCAGUCCACAACCAGAUUUUGGUUAAGAAAAUGAUCAUACACUUGUUUUCUUUCUGGAUUUAUUUGCACUAAGCUGUUAUCACCCAAAAUCAUAACAUACAAAGACACAAAAGCAGCUUUUAAAGUCAACAGGUUAAGUCAAAUUCAGCAUAUUUUUGAUGAGAUUUGUUACAAAUUUGGAAAAUGUAGUCCUUAUUUCACAGGCUGCUGUCCAGGGAUGUGAAAUCCUUUGUUUUCAUUGAUCCAAAAAAAUGCAAUGUAUACAUAAAAUAUUGUUUCUUUCUAAGCUAAAUCCACACAAACACAGGAGGGAGAGUUUGUAAAGAGGUAUUCUCCAUCUGCUUGAUUUUGAAGUCUCAGCUGUCCACAGUGAAGGUGAUGGAGCAGUCCACAGUCUCAGGGCUGCAGCCUUCUGCAAAAGUAAACAAGAAGUACAUCACCUUCCUCACCUGAGCCAGCUCUGCGAUCCUCUCGCCAAACUCGUGCGCGUCUGCCUCGUAGCACUGCACGGUCGCAUCUCUUGGGUCAGACUGCGUCCUCCAGAAAACCCCGGUGGGCUCCAGCAGCUGGCGCGUCAUCAGGUUGGUGAGGUCAGGUGUCCAGAGCUGAGAGGUAGCCGUGAUGGUGAGCCGUCCGGCCUGGGCCAGCUGCACCGACCAAUGCGAGAAGCAGAGGGACUGUUUGGAGAAGUCCAGCCUGUAGACGGCCUCGUUGGGCAGAAGAAGGCGUUCACCAUCCUGCCUCUUCUGUCCACGCUGCUGCAGGGUUUGAACUCGCAGGCGCAUCACCUCCGUCAGCUGGUCGUCCUGCCAGAAGGGGAUUAUCAAGUCUUCAGACAUGCUUCAAUUCCCUCUAAAAGAUACCAACUAAAGGCUGGAUUUCACCAACAGAUACGUCAAAGCGUCUUCUGUCCUCCUCCUUCAGACCUGUAACCCUCACUCUGUGCUCCUUCCUGCAUCAACAGUUGUACAGGAGGGCCGAGGUGCUAGGCAACAAGAUAUGACAUAUGCUACUCCGGCACUGGGUCUUCCCUCAGGGAGGUCCUCUGCGCUGUUUGUCGCACAUUUGUUUGUCUCUUUUGCUUGGUUACUGCUCCCGUACUCUAAUGCCUGACUUGGAGAGCUACACAUCCGACUUUUUAGGGGCUUUUAUGAGCAAAAAGGAUUAAAACUUCUCUGUUAAUGACAGGAAUCCUCAUUUCUGUGCGUGAUAAGUGAGAGGGAGAAGUAGUAAAUGUGGGGAAACCCUCUUUGUUUCCCGUGGCGUGCAUUUUGACAGACAGCAGGGGAAGCCGAGGUGUCUUCUGCUUGUGUUUCUGGUCAGUCGUCAGGUCACUUACCUCCCACAGUUCAGUUGCUGCAUAGCAACACUUGGCCCUGAUGAAAACUGAGAUAGAUGGAGCCUCUGCACUCUCACUGUCCACAGUGCAGCAGCAGCGGGGUGGAGUGCAGGAGAGAUUGCCUCCCAAAGGAUUGCAAAAUGACUCUGAGGUUUCUGUGGUGCAGUGCUUUGUUUUUUUUUUUUUUCCUCCCCCUUCUGUUGCUGCUCGUUUCUCCAGAAAGGCCAGAUUCUCUCCAUCAGCACAGUGUCACCUCCUGCAGAGAGCUUUGACAGGAACUGCUGUUCAGUUAGCGCACCUUGACAUCUCCAAGGACACCCCGCUGCAACACUGUCAGUUAAUUCACACGCUGUGUCGCUCACUGCAUCAUUUGCAGUUUUUAUUGCAUGCAGUAUUCAUAGCGGGGAAAAGUGUCACAGGUGUCUAUUCACAGGUCGCCUCGUGGUUGGGUGUUCUGUUAGGACACCGAGUCUCAGUGGGAAAGCUGCACAUCAUACAUUUUAAACAGCAAUCACAACAUGAACAGGCCGAAAAUGAAGCUGAUAAACCUGCGCUUCAGCGCUCAGGUAACAGCUGUCAGGGUUCAGCUGAAGAUGAAGAUCAGAAGACAUUUCUGAUCCUAAAGUAAAAAAUGUCAGACUUUCGAUUAAACAGGAUUUUUUUGCUUGAUAGUUGCUUUUUUUUUUUUUUUUUUUUCACAGUAAUUUUUUUUUUUUAUCAGACUGAAAACAAACUCUGGUGUGUCCUUGGAGUCUGAAAGUUAAAGAGUUAAUUUUUUUCAAUCCUCUAAGCACAAGUUAGUGAUGGAAAUGGAAAUGAUAUGAUACAUCUGUAACACCUGAAUACAGUCCGAUAAAUGAUAAAAUCUCCUCUUUUGGUUUAUCAGUUUUCAAAAACAUCUAAUGUAUCAAAUGAGAUAAAUAAAAAUAUUUGUUAAAUUUUAGGGACAUUUUGAUUUUUUUGGUUUUCAGUAGUUAGUAAAAUAUUCAUUUCAGCUCCAAACAAUUUUUAAUUUUCUGGCCAUAAUUUGUGGUUUUCGGCAUUAAAGGCCGAAAAUAUUUAGUUUUCAUUGAUCAUGAAAUAAUGUCUGCAGAGACUGCAGGUGUUACAGUAAAACAUACAGUAUUUCUUGAUAAGGUUACUGGUUAUAUUGGACUGGAAUGAGUAUGGGAUAAUGGCUAAUAAUAUUAAGUUGUUGUUUUUAUUGAUUACAAGCAUAAGGUGACCAUACGUCUUCUUUUACCCGCACAUGUACUCUUUUUGGGGGGCCUGUCCGGGCUGCCUGGCCUUGUCUUUGUCCUGUUCAUAAAAUCCUUCAAAUGUCUGCAGUUUUGUACGAGAGUUUUGAUUUUGUGUCACGUGGACUUACUGUGUUAGAAGCACAUAAACUCGACACUUGACCCGACCCGAAAAACUCUCAAAAUUAACUUUGUGCAACUCUGUGACUCCACCCCCGCUUUGACGUGUCCGUUUUUUGGAAGUCAGAAUAUGGUCACCCUAACAAACAGUUAUAAUGAAGAUACAGCAUAAGCAGUAUGUCUGCCAUCAGCUGACCUGUUCUGACCACUAUUACACAUUAAAAGCUUUAGCCUUUUUGUAAAAUUAGUAAUCAGGUAAAAAAGAAGGCGUAUUGAUUUCAACGCAAUUUUUGAGGUUUUAGCCGAUUACAAAACAGAUUGAUGAUCAUAAUUCAGCGCCUAAAAUUGCGAUCAUCUUGGUCACAUGAGCUCUUGAAAUGUAGUCUGUGGGACCCUAAAACUUAUUUUGGAGCAUUUGUGAGAGUGUAGCUUGGCUAGUUUGGGUUAGCCCGUCUUUAGAUUAGCUAAAUAACAUGGUAGAGCAGACCCUGGUGGUGGUUGUUCAUAGCUGAUCCAAGAGUUGAGAUUUCUUUUGACAAGGAUCACACAAAGGACAGAUACUGAGAUCACCAAGGUAGACCUGUAAUAAAAGCACUUUAGUAGCUUUAAAUAGCAUCUAAACAUAGUCCUUGUGAAAGAUUGGUUAGCUCCUCAUUAGAGACUCUGUUAUUUUUUUAUUGUACAGUAACUUUUGUGUUUUAUUUUCUUAAUUUUCCUUUUUCCAGUUUGUCCAUUAUGUCACUGUGUGUGUCCCUCUCUAGGUAAAUAUAACUGCAGCUCACAAAAUGGAGGCCAGUUGUCCGGGUUUCACUGGACCUCAGCUGAAACCCCCCCACACACACACACACUGCAGUCACACAGUUAUUACCCCUCACCCAUGUCCUAUUACAGCUGGAUUUAUGUCUGAGAGAACCAAGGUGAUAAAUUUGUCCCCUAAUCCCAAAUGCAUCAGCAGACAUGAGGGAACGCUGUCUCCAUCUGGCAGCCCACUCCACCUUGACGUUAUUUAUGCUCCGUGUACAACCGUCUGUUUGUUUCUUCUCUUCUUCCUCCACCCAUCCUCUUCUUCCUCCUCCUCCUCCACCUUUUCCAGGUCAUUCCAGACUGGAAGGAGCAAGAGUGGGACACAGAGAAGCCAGAAUCCUACGCUGGGAUUUUCCACUUCCGCUUCUGGCGCUUCGGUGAGUGGGUGGACGUGGUGAUUGACGACCGGCUACCGACGGUGGACAACCAGCUGGUCUACUGCCACUCCAACGACAGCAACGAGUUCUGGAGCGCUCUGGUGGAAAAGGCCUAUGCCAAGUAAGUAUCAGUGCCUUCAGAUAUAUAGACGAGGCUUCAGAGAAGAUAUACAAACUUCAUAAAAACUUCGAAGUGAACUUUUAAACUUUAAGAUCUGCCACAUAAGUGAAAAACUUUGGAAACAGCACACUUUCUCCAAACUUUUUCUUGUUCUGUCAGUGACUCUGUCCUUGCCUGAGUUCAUACAGGUCUCUCUUUAUAAUGGCUCAAAAAGUCCUGAAGUUGUCAAUACCUCUGACCAAGCUCUCCCCCUUCUGCAGGGUUUAUGGCUGCUAUGAGGCUCUGGAUGGGGGAAACACAGCCGAUGCUCUGGUGGACUUCACAGGGGGCGUUUCAGAGCCCGUGGACCUCCUCGAGGGUCAGAUGGCAACGGAUGAAGCGGCCCGAAACCAGCUGUUUGAAAGAGUCCUCAAAGUCCACAACAGAGACGGCCUUAUCAGCUGCUCUAUCAGGGUAAGACACAAAAUUCAACCACCUGUACGUGUCAGUUGGGGUUGGACAAAGUGAAGGAGCAGGUUUGAUGGUCUUGGUUUGUUGUGUAAGCAGACCGAAAAUGACACCACCUCAAGAUUAAAUACAGAGUUUUCAAAGAGGUCCUAUUACACUAAUCUUUGUUUAAUCACAACUGCAGAAUAAUCUUGUCGUAAUCCCCGGAUAUAUAUCUUAGUUUCUCUGCGUUGUUUGCAGACUAGGCCAAACGCUGAUGUCAGGCUCUGCUGUAUUAGAGCACAUGCCUGCCUCGCUCUCUUAAAUCUGUUAUAGUUUGUGACCCAUACUUCACUAAUGACUCAUGUGUAAACAGAGUCUAGUACGAGCUGCAUUUAGAUCUCAGCUGACACAACAGCUCCUAAGAAGUGAAGCCAAAACCUGGAGACGGGCUGUAGCAGUUUCAAUAAAGUUGAAACCACCAGCUGUGGUGACGACAACAAAAGAAAAAUAUCUGUUUGGUAAUUUAUCCUAAGUGCCCUUGACACUCUUGCAUAAUUUCAGUACCUGUGAAGGUUGUCUCAUCCACCAAAGCUCAUCUUUUUUGCUGCAGAGCUCCUCCAAUAAUUCUACAAUUUUCUGCCAUAAUUUUAAAAUCCAGGGAUGAAAACUCCCCCCGGUUGUCGCAGGUACACUCUAUGCCUGUGCUUUGCUGCAAAGGCAGCAGACAUCGAAAGUGCCAGAUCUCUCGGUUAAUUCGUUCUAAACUUCCAAAGCCUCCUCAGAGCAAUGCAGUGAUUUGUGUUUUCUACGUGAGGCGCACACAAAUGAAAAAGCAUGCUCAUUUUGAGUAUAGUGUGAAUGCUUUUUCCUCUAAAAGAUAGGCUUGGUGUUGUUAUAGGACCUUCUCACAUGCACUAACAUCAGAAUAAAGUUAAAUCUAAGUGAAAAAGGGUUCGAGAGAGUCGUUGAACCCGCUGAGUGCAUUGGGAGUCUGACAUUUCCCUGAAAUCAAAGCACUUUGAUGGGCGAGAUGAAAAAGUGAGAGCCUUCAGCAGAAUUUCAAUCGAUGUUGCAUGUACUUAAAACCUUCCUGAUCGUUCUGAGAUGAAAUGAUAAUGGAAAAGAUUUACCAUAAAUUAAAUGAAGAUACAGUACGAUGUCUGUGGCCUCUUAAAGGGUAACAUCAACAUGACUGGCAGAUGUUUCCUCAUCUGGAGUCUGAGCCCAGUUUCACAGAGAUGAAUAAGCCUCUGCAGAUAUUUUAGCUUUAGAUGAUAUCCAAAGAAGGGAUUGAGAUAUUUCAGGGGGAAGGUUUCCUAUCAUGUGUAUUGGUCAAUGUUGGGCAAGGAGUUAAAAGAUUUCAUCUGCAAGCUAACAUUUAUCCUCACUUACUGUAUGUCAAGAGAUUCAGUGAAUGAUAAUUUCUCAUUCUACGGUGGCUGAUGGGUUUGUUAGUUGGAUUUAUGCUGAUGCAUCUGCUCCACACGGAUCUAUAACUCCUCAGACUUUCUGUAAAAAAGUUACCAGAAUUUCUUUAACCAAAUUUAGUGAACUUUAAGGUUUUCUUGUCCCAUGAAUAUGUAAUUAAUAAAGCAGUCAAAAGAAAGAGCAGCUCCUUCACUGCCUUAAGAGCUGCCUAUGGUCUAUAGUUGUGAGUAGCUUACACAUCUGGGCAUCAUUAAUAUCGAACAAUAUAAACAGGUUUUUAGAGAAACAUAUGCUGAAUCCAGACAGUAGCCACGUUUAAAUUUGAGGACGGUAGGGGAAGGUCCCGCCCUCUUUCGCCUCUGAUUGGCUAGCAGUGCUUGUCUCCAAUUAGUUAUUUCUUAUGGCUGUGAAACGUCAUCGUCUGUCGGGUUAGGAUGAGGGUUAGGGUUAGAAGAUUCAGAAGUGCGAUAAUGUUCUGAAUGACGGUUCUUGCUUUUCUAGUCAAUCAGAGGCGAAGGAGGCGGGACCUUCUCUUACCAUUCUACAAAAAAAAAAAAUUGCUUACCGGAGGAGCAGACAUGGUACCUGCAGUUGUGUUUUAUGCCAGAGUGUUAAUAAUGAAACCUCCUGUACUGACCUCAAUAAAUAAACCAAAGGUUAAAGAGUGAAGAUCGAGUCAGGUAAGAGAGUCACGAUCGGAAUAAGUGUUUACAUGGAUGCGUUUCGGAAUAAUGAUCGGCAUAAACUACCCCUCUCGAUCAGAAUGCAGUUUCUUACCAAUUGAGCCGAUUUGGAUCAGAAUCUUCUGAUCGACAUGUUUACAUGACGCAUUUUUAUUCCAAUUAUUUGUGCCCAUGUAAACACAGCUAGUGAUUUAAAUUAGGGAUGGCAUUGCAAAGUCAAACCUCAUUCUGCGCGUAUUACAACAGCAAAGCUCCCAAAACUGGUCUCUUUGGUUUUAAAAUGUGAGUGAGGUGAUGCAGCACAUGGUAAACAUGUCCUCAGCCCUGUUUUAAGAAGUGUCUCUGGUAUCUGAUUUAUAUUUUGCAUGUAUAUUUUCUUAAUAAAACAGGACAUUUCAGUUUUAGCAGUUGAUCAGCACUUUUUUCUCUUGAAUGUAGCCUUGAAACUGUUUGUAAACCAGCAAAUUCUGCUUUAUCAGCAUUUGGAGCCCCACUCUUUGGACUCGAGGUUUUAAUUCAGUUCGAAACAAACAACCUCCAGUUUGAUGUGAACAGUCUUGUGCAAGUUUCCUGGAUGGUUUUCUCCAGACACCAAAGCUCUUCUGCAUGUCAUCUGUUAUUUCCUCCAAACAGUUUCUGCAUCUGAAUUGCAGAUCAUCUCCAAGGCGACCCCCCUAAAAACUGUAACAGCACCAAAUUAAAGUUUUAGGUUUCUCGUCAGCGUGUUUUUAAAAAGAGCUCAAUGAAUAAUGCUUAGAGGGGUUUGAGGCUGCACAGAGUUUCUUUGCUUUCAUUAACAAAACAAGUGUGAUUUAUUUUUCACUGCUAUGGCCUCUGGAUCCUCUUUCUCAUGCUGUGUGUCCCCUGAUGUCUUCUAUGAGCAACAACUACUUUACAACCCUUCAUUGUGAUUCAGGAUUAGCAGAAGUUCGGUUUUAGACAUGAUCCCGUUCUUUUAAAUGUGAAGGCGUUUAAAGUGAAGGUCCAUUUUCUCCCCGAAAGAGUAAUGAGAGCUUAGAAAUCCAGACAAUACCAAAGAAAAAUGUGUUUUCCAUCUUAAUAUUGGGCUUUUAUUACUUAAGCUUGUUUUUUCUGAAAUGUAGAUUACUAUUCUGCAGGCAUGAAUUCCCCAGAUUUCCCCUGGGAGGCCUUGGGCUGUUUGGCUGUUACUCCCUCAUUUCAGCUCCGUAUUUCUUAGACAGAAUAAGGACAAAAACAAGAGCAAGAAUUAACAGAAGAGAGAGCGUGGCAGUUAUCUUCGUCGUUAAAAAAGUGGUAUCUGACAAAUGUAUGAAAAACCAUCUCUUUAUUACUCAACAGAGUCACAAAUAUGUCAUGUCACCACAUUUGAGGAUCUGAAGUUUUCCUUUCUCAUUCGCUCAAAGAUCUAUCAUAGGAUGUUCGAACUCCCAAAGUCCUAUCAGCUUGAAAUGUUUGUAACCUCCCCAAUGAAUCUGUAGGUUUUAUAGACAUGGAUGGUAUGUGGCUCUAACAAAGUGAAGCCCAGACUUGGGUUUAAAAAGAGAGGGUGUCAAAUCCUGGUUGACAUUUAAAGGGAUAUUCUGGCGCGAAAUAUAUAUGCUCACAAAUAAUGCUCAGAACAGCACCUAACCCCAUCAACAGCACAUAUGUUGUCCAUCACCGACUGCAGCGGGGUGAAGGAAGCUCAAGAAACAACAUUUAUGAUCAUUACUUUAUCAUUUCCUUUAACUAAUGAUUAUAAUAAUGAUCAUUUUGCACUGUAGAUGCAGUAGUUCUUCUGCCUUAGCUUCUCGGUCUGAUUGUAUUUCCAUAAAGAAAUGAUCAUAAAUGUUCUUCCUUGAGCUGCGUCACCCCGCUGCAGUCAGUUUGGACUCAUCCAAGGUCUUGCUACAAACAAGCGGCUGCUGGAAGGGAGUAGGUGAGUUGUGUUUAGUCUCUUUGCUAAAGAAAUCAGGCAAAGUUAAAAAGAUAUUUGGUGGCUAGUGCUAUGACUUGGACCCUACAUGUCCUGUUGAUGAAGUUAGGUGCUGUUCUGAGCAUUAUUUGUGGCUAUAGAGUGGCGUUUUGGUUGAGCGCAUGGCUCCUGAGGCCGCUGUGUACUGCUAUCGUGCGGUCGUUGCUAAAGUUGGUAUAACUAGAGAAGCAAGCGGUCAGCAACAUUCAUCGGUGUUACGGUGUGUUUGACCCUCACUUCAUUUUACGCCGGAAUAUCCCUUUAACUUAAAAAAAAUGGAGAGUUAAAAAAUGAGGAAAAUAAUAAUUAAAAAAGGAAAAGAAUUAACAACUUCAGCUUUUUUUGGAGAAGAACAUCAAAUCAAAGCUGAAAAUGAUUAAAUCUAUAGAAUAUUGAUUAUUCAUUAUAAAGAGAAAAAGUCCAACAGUCCCCUUUUUUUAAUAUCUAACUUAAAUACGCACUAAAAAGACUCAUUAGUCUGUACAUAAUCACCCUCCAUUUCAUUAUGAUUAUUUGUGUGCGUGUAUUUGUCGAUUUAUGACCAUUUUUGGCUGAAGUACAUCAUAUUUAUUUAACAGUGGCUUUUCUAGAUGUUCUUCAGAAACAGAAAACACCUGAUGAAUAUGAAAAAACUCACAAGUGCUGAUGCCAUCGCUCAGGGUGCUUUCUAUGUUGCGGUAUAAGACUCAACCUGGAGAUCAUGACGCCACCCUGACUCCCAUCAGAGAGUGUUUGAUGAGUACUGGACUCACUUUGGGGGUCUGUCUGCCUUCCCUGAGUUUAUAUUCCACAGAUUCAUGUUUCAGAAAUCCUCUGAGCCUUACAUCUAUUCGUCCUUCCCGUGUGUUCAAUUGACCGUGUGCCAUUUUAAUCAGACUCUGGGUUGUUGUUGUUGGAUAAUAAUGUCUCAUAUUGGCUGUGUAAUCCGUCACAAAAACAGCCAAGUGGACUGAACACAUAAUUACUGGAUCGAAGAACCAAUUUUCUGAUAAAGCUGCCCAAAGAUUCUACUCCUUUGUCCUUUUUUACCGUCCAAAUGUUUUGAUGAAAAAAUGGUGCAUUGCCCGAAUAUGAAAGUGUUACAUCAUUAUUUGUUCAAUAACACGCGCUCACUAAAAUUGUUUCAUUUCCCAGGUUUCCCAGGAAACAAGCAGUAAAAGAAAAAAAACCUCCCCUCAGUGUUCUUUCAGGAGGUCCUGAAACUUGACAAUAAUAAGAUUCAGGGAUGGUUUGAUGACGUACAAAGCCCUGAAACAAGACGAGCCAUGAAAUAAUUACUAAAACAUGCAAGAUAAUGAGUCUGCAAGACACUGUUUCUAUAUUUCUAUGUAUCAAUUUAGUCGUGGGUUGCAAGUUCACAUUUUUAAGCCAACAAUUUGACAAUAAACUCUGUGUAAGCAAUUCAGUAGAGUCUGUCAUUCGUCCUCAUGUAGCGUGAACAAUACCUCCUUUUGCUGCACAUUUCAGAAAACACACAUUUGCCAAAUUUGAGGGAUAGGAUAAUCUGAAUUUACUGUUUAUAUGGGUGCAAAAUCAAAUGUUCUGAUCAUGACGUGCGUAUACAUGCGCCAAUUUUAAUUCAGAUUAGAAGCAUUUGGACAUGCGCAGAGUUGUCUGAUUUCGCUAAAACAACGGCAAUAGAACAGUCGUAUUCACGCCUGUGCUGUCAACCAACAAACAAACGUGGUAGUCGCUCACUUGAUCCAAUUCAGGAGUUUUCCGCCUGUUAAAUGUUGUCACUAGAUGGCGCCCUGUGUACUUUUUUUACUGUUCUGUCAAAGGUUGCACUGUGCGUGCAGAUGUGAUAUAAUUACGCUAUAUGUACGUCUUUUUAUGUUACCAGAGGUGAAUUUUUUUCUUGUAGGACGGUCGGGGAAGGUCCCGCCCUAUUUCGCCUCUGAUUGGCUAGCAGUGCUUGUCUCCAAUUAGUUAUUCCUUAUGGCUGUGAAACGUCAUCGUCUGUCGGGUUAGGAUCAGUGUUAGGGUUAGGAGAUUAAGAAGUGCGAUAAUAUUCUGUAAUGUUCUGUUCGAUGUACAGAGCCGACAGCCCGCACUCGGCUUGAGCGUGUGAUGACGUUUCAAGCUUUUCUAGCCAAUCAGAGGCGAAGGAGGCGGGACCUUCCCCGACCAGCCUACGGGAAAAAAAAUUGCUUAUCAAAGGGGCAGACACGGUAGAGUGUUAAUUAUGAAACCUCCUGAACUGACCUCAAUAAAUAAACCAAAGGCUAAAGAGUGAAGAUCGAGUCAGGUUAGAGAGUCAGGAUCAGAAUAAGUGUUUACACGGACGCGUUUCGGAAUAACGAUCAGCAUAAACCACCCCUCUCGAUCGGAAUAAAAUUUCUUUCCGAUUGAGCCGAAUUGGAUCAGAAUCCUCCAAUCAACGUUUAUUCCGAUUAUUUGUUUUCAUGUUAUGCAGCUACUAGGAUCGAGGCAUAGCUGAUAAACUUUCCUUUAUACUGUUUUCCAGGCGACCACAAUCGAGGACAUGGAGGCCCGGCUGGACUGCGGUCUGGUCAAAGGUCACGCCUACGCUGUGACGGAUGUGAAGAAAGUUCGGCUCGGGCACGGACUGCUGGCCUUCUUCAAGUCGGAGAAGCUGCACAUGAUACGUAUGAGGAACCCCUGGGGAGAGAAGGAGUGGAGCGGCCCCUGGAGCGACAGGUAACCAUGACACUGCCCCCCGCAGACACGGAGGAACCCCUGCAGCUGUUUGUCUCACCUUGACUCUUUGACCCGUCUUUUUACUCAUCUGUCUGUCUGUGUUGUGCUCAGUGAGUCAGACGUGAAGCAUUUCCAGAGCAGCAGGGACCAUUGUUUUCUUUUUUCUUUUCUUCGAUGACCUGAUGCGACCUGAACCAAUUUAACUAAUCUCUCUGAUCUGAUUUGUAAAAUGACAAAGCGCACAUUUCCCCUUCGCUCUCAGUGUUUCCAGGAGAGUGCAUGUGAUGAAUGAGCAAACAACCGAAACCAGUGAAUGAAAACACAGCCAAUUUAUAGCGGGCACAAGGUAGACGAGAAGGAUGUUCAAUGGGAACUGUCAUGUAGGCAAUGAAAAAUAGAGAAGCAAUCAAGCUAAUGGGUCUCAGGGCAAAGAAGAAUGACUUAAUUUCGCCAUGUUGGAGGGUUUGUUUUCUGAGCAGUUAAGUGCAGCUCAGAUAUUGCUUCGAAGGAUCCCGCCUUGAAACCUUCAAUUUAAACAUCUAAGUGAAUCAAAAUGACUGGUUUGCACAAGAGGCCAUUAAGAUCCGCAGCGGCGCGAACGACUGUUUCAUCCCAGCUUUAUUUUCCGCCUUUUUGCUACUCGACACUUCUUAUGGGAGCAGGUGAGGCCGAGAUAAAACCCGCUCCGUCGACGUCUCUCCCCGCUCUUUGAACGGUUUGCUGCCAGACUCGGUGAAACAAACAGGGAGGUUGUAAAGCCGGAUCAUGAUGGAGUCUGAAUUAUUGAUAUGCUCAAGAAGGAGGGAAAAAAAAAAAGAUUGUUAAAGAGACAUGACUCCACGCUCAUCUUUCUCAAUCACUCACUCGCCCUUCCCUGAAUAAUUUAUUCACGCUUUGAUAGAACCUGUUACAGUAAAUGCAGCCUGACACGCUGUCGAGAUGUGGACGUUUGUCUGUGAAUCAUCAGCAGGGAGACAUAAACACUUGAGCUAAUGCAUCCAGGAAGUAUCUGUGAAUCCCCUUGAGCAGUAAACACUGAAUGGACCUUGAUGUUAAGGUAUGAUUCAGAGCGAUAACUACGGUACACAUCUGACUCUUCAGAUUAUAGUGCCCAUGAGGGAUAGACACAUGCAUUAUUUAUUUAUCAGAGUUUAAUACAGUCGCUGAGUUUUAAAUCUUCAAUUAUCAAGAGAUUCACAGCUUUAUAAACCUCGUUAAUACACCUACCUCAUUUCAAAACUUUCACAGAUGUGUUUUUGCUCCUCCAUCUUGUUCUGAGCUGCAGGGUCAGCUUAAACUGGAUUAUUUUAUUAGCUUAAAAGGUUUUAAACCACAAUGAAGGAUCGUUUGGCCAGCGUACGCUCAUGUUACGCUGCUGCAAACUGUCUGCUGAUCUGUAGUUAUUUCUUGUGUGACAGUUAUUGCUCUUGUGUUAGCCCCUGUUUUUGUGGUGGAGAUUUACUUUUUAGGCAUUUUGUCCUCGUUUUAGAGGACAGGAGACUACAGGAGACAGGGAGGGAGAACAAUAUGGGGGUAAGGGGCCAUAGGCUGGAAUCAAACCCAGACCACCUGUGUGAGGAUUACAACCUCCAUACCUCUCACAUGCAUGGUGCCCGAAGGAGAUUUUGUGUCUUAAAGAUUAUUUUCCUGCAAAAAACAAACAACAAAAUAAUGGUUGAAUAAGAAAAAUGGAAUUAUGUACACUCUCUAAGAAUCUGCAUAACUUAUAUCCCAAUUCGGACUGUCAUUUUUUCACCUUAUAAUUAUUGUGGAAAUAAAAUAUCCUGAUGAUGAUGAUGAUGAUGAUGAUGAUGAUGAUGAUGAUGAUGAUGAUGAUGAUGAUGAUGAAAGGCAAACAACAAGAUAAAGUGAGAUAAGAAUGGAGCAACACAUUAUUUCAUAAACUUCAGUGAACUCGUCUGUAAUCAUCCAUUUCUAAUGUUCAGAUUUAUGAUUUAUUAACAUCACCGUCCAUGUGACUGAAACUUUUUUUGGAGAAGACAUUUCCCCAUGAAACAAUUGUUUGCCAUGCUUUUAUUUGAUAUCUGUUUCAUAUUAAAAUUAGGCUUUUCAGUUGAUUAGAUGAGGAUCGCUGAAGCAAACAGAAGAAAAAGCACACUCUCGCUGUGUGUACUGUUUAUAGGUAAUUAUAAAAGAGUUAACUUAGAGCUAAACAAAAAAAGAAAAAGUUCUGUACUAGAAAGAGGAAAAACAAGGGGUGCACAGAUGACUGAGCGGGUUAGCACGUCCCAUGUAUGGGGACCACAGCGGUCGUAGGUUCGAGUCUGGCCCUAACCAUGUGCUACAUGUCCUCCCCCCUUCUCUCUCUAUCUCCCCACAUUUCAGCCUGUCCUAUCAAUAAAAGGCAAAUAUUGACCAAAAAAUACUUUAAAGUGGGAAAAACAAAAAAUUAAUAGAAAAGAAACAUUUGGACGUGUUAUUUCACAUUAUUUGAGUUAUUAUACUUGAGAAAAAUGAAUGUGUUUACAGUUAUAAUAGAUAUAUAGUCUGUGUAUAUUGCACUCAAGGGUAUGACCAAGUUAUUGUCUGUCAGUUAUGCUAAAACCUGGACUGAUGGGAGCAGGCCCGGUGAAACAGUCUGACUGAUGGGGUCAGACUGUUUAACCGGGCCUGCUCCCAUCAGUCCAGGUCAGACAGUCAGUCAUCAUCAGUACCCGUAUACUGCAGCAGCACUAAUCUUGAGUUAAGUUGGAUAACCUGGCAUUGCAAAGAGUUUUUACCAAGAUAAAGUUUAUUACCCAGCUUUAAGCAGUUAGCUUAAUGGUAGUGUUGAGACUGCUCCUAGCCGAAGUGGUUCACAAACCAAGUGUCCUCGGGCAUGACACUGAACUCCAACUUGUACCAAAGUGGCCGAGCCAGCGUAGUGUGAGUUUAGGUGAGUAGAGGCACUUAAAAAGGCGGCUUUUGUGAUCUGUGAUUGAAUGUGAACAUGUUGUUGGGUGAAAGGGACAUGUAAUUUACAAAAAAGGGACGUUGAGUGAUCCGAGGUUCAGAAUAAAUGAGUACAAAACCAUCAGGGUAAAAUCUGAUGGCAUUCUUAAUCUGGUCAAAUUCUCACAACAAAGUUUUAGAGAGCGUGCCAAACAUCAUCUUCGUGUUUCUCUUCCUCAUCCUUCGAGUGUCUGUAAUUCAAAUGGAUAGAUGUUGUUUAUCUUUUCUUUAACCUUUGUGUUUGCUCUCCUGUUUUCUGUUCACACAGUUCAGAGGAGUGGAACAAGGUGAGCAAGAGCGAGAGAGAAAAGCUCGGUGUCACUGUUCAGGACGACGGCGAGUUCUGGUAAGACGCUUAUAUACGUAUCCUUAGACCUGAUUGGUCACGAUUGCUGACACUGACAGAGCGUGUGGACAUGAUAUUGAAGUGAUGAAGUUAUACUGUUUCAGCUGAUCUGAAGCUGUGAUAUUUUAGCUGAUUUUCUUUGACAAACCAGACUCACUAUUUCCACAUUUCAGCACCAGAACUUUUAGUCCCUCUUUAACAUGUGGUCCUCUUUUUUGUUCCUGAUCUCAUUUCCUUUAUUUUUGCACCUGUUGAAGGUUCUUCUUCUUCUUUCGAGCUUUUCCCUCUAGUCGGUAUCCACUCUCUCCGGUCUCUUCUCUCCUCUCCUUUUCCUGCCUGCUGCAGGAUGACGUUCGACGACUUCUGCCAGUACUUCACAGACCUGAUCCUGUGCCGCCUAAUCAACACCUCCUACCUGAGCAUCCACAAAACCUGGGAGGAGGAGGUGAUGAGGGGAUCCUGGGUCCACCGCCAGGACCCCCUUCGCAACCGGGCCGGAGGCUGCAUCAAUCACAAGGCCACCUUUCUGCAGAACCCUCAGGUGAGCGGGGAUGAGUUCGUGCAUUUUGAAAGGUAUUUGUUGAUCUUGUUGUUGGACAGCAGCUUAUCUUACAAAACACUGGUGAUUGGAAAAUAAUCAAACUCAGAGAAGAAACAUCAGAGUCUUUAAAGCAGAUUUUGUUUUGCUUUUUCUCUCUGUCAGUACGUGUUUGACGUGAAGAAGGUGGAGGACGAGGUGCUGAUCUGUCUACAGCAAAAAGAGAAGAGAGCCACACCUAAAGAAGGCAAAGGGGAAAACCUCGCCAUAGGCUUCGACAUUCAUCGGGUACAAACACACGUUCACGCACAAACACCAAGAAGCCUCCACUAAACUUCAACAGCAAACAAGAAGCUCAUUUCAUUCUUUAUUCAUCCUGCAGGUGGAGCUGAAUCGAAAGUACCGUAUGCACUCAGCCCAGCAGAAAGUAGCGGGCUCAAUCUACAUCAACUCACGCUGCGUCUUCCUCAGGAAGGAGCUGAAGGAGGGCCGCUAUGUCAUCAUUCCCACAACCUUUGACCCCGGGCAGCAGGGCGACUUCCUGCUCCGAGUCUUUACUGAUGUGCCUUCAGACUGCAAGUAAAUCUGAUUUCUUCACAGCUCAACAUGUACUGUGGACUUUCACACUUUCUGGGCUUCAUCAUUCACAGGCAGUUGUCUAAAUUGUUCAGCUGAUAAAUAUAUAAUUGCAACAACCUCAGAGCCUCGAACCCCCGCUUAAAUUUCUGUCACCCUCCAAAGAGGGCCUGGACUACAGGAUGGGAGUCACUGCCUUAGACCAGCUAAACCCUGGAGUAAAAUCUGAAGUCAGUGGUGAAGUAUAUCCUGAUAUUUAGGUGGCGCAUUAAUGAGACAGAAGGAUGUAUUCCUUCAGCAGCAUCACAUUUAUGAUAGCUGUUUUAUUGAAAUGUAGAUUUUUAAAAGGGCUGAGGGCCGAGAGACUUUUUGGCGUUCACUUUAGGACACACAUUUUAGGUUGUGACAAACAGGCCAUUUGAACUGCUGAUCAAGUGUUGGCAUCAAACAACUCAACCAGGGUCUGUGGCAGUCUGAUAAGAUUGUAAUAUCUUAUUUUCUCUCAAAAUGUUGUAUUAGAGCACUAAAACAUGCAGAGUAAAAUUUAGAGCUAACUAUCCGAUGUCUACUUGUUUUGUUGGUUGGUUAAUUGUUUUAAAUUGAAGCGUUUAGCAUUGAAACAGUAAUUAAGAUGUAGUAUUAAGUAUGUCGUAUUAAGGACAGCAAAAUGCAUCUAAAUUAAUGACAGUUGAAAUUGUUAAAAAAAGCCACAGCCCUGUUUUGCGGUUGCUGGCUGCACUACAUAUGACUGUUAUUUCAUCUAACUAGACAGAGUGAUGGUGUUAAAUCAACCAUAUGUGCACAAUCCUAAAUGCAUACAGCAGCUAAACUCCCAAAUACUCCAUAUUUGUGCACCCUUUAAAAGUUGCACUUUACAGUUCAAUUAAUUCCAAGAUAAGACUUUGCAAGGCUGUCUAAGAAAUAAUGGGGAAAUCACCAGAAAUCGGGAGAUGGAAUCAGUCGACUGUUGUCAGAUAAUGGACUCCAGAAAAGAGACAGACUCCACUUUGGCGUCUUGAGCAGUCCUCUAACAGCAGCACACACUGUUUGUUCCCCCAGAGAGCUGUCUCUGGAUGAGCCUCCUCAGACGUGCUGGACGGGGAUGUGUGGCUACCCUCAGCUGGUCACUCAGGUCCAUGUACUGAACGCCGAGGGUCUGCAGGGACAGGACUCCAAUGGAGGUAAGACCUCAACACACAGUGGAUAAGAGCCGUAUCCUGACUUGAUGAGCAUGUCUUUGUUUCAUAAAGGUUAUGAAAUCCUGCAAACACCCACUGAGCUUCACUGCCUCACUAAGAAAAAACACCCGACCAAAGCAGAAGGUACUGUUGCAGAGGAUGUAGCCAUUUGCUUAGUUUAAGUCUCUAGUUUACAAUCCUUACCCUUCUGUAGUCUCUAGUGUGUACAACUUCUAGUCAACUCACCCUUAAAGGGAUAUUCUGGCAUAAAAUUAAUUUAGGGUCAAACACACCCUGACACCAAGUUCGACUCCUCCUUGAGGGAUGAAGGUUGCCGACCGCUUGCUUCUCUUGUAAUACCAACUUUAGUAACGAUCACACGAUCACACGAUCACACGAUCACACGAUCACACAGCAGUCACAGCGGUCUGAGGAGCCAAAAACAAACGACUCAAUAGCUACGAAUAAUGCUCAGAACAGCACCUAACUUCACCAAGUUGCCUGAUUUCUUUAGCAAAGAGACUAAACAGAACUCACCUACUCUCUUCCAGCAGCCGCUCGUUUGUAGCGAGACCUCAGGCCAGUCCAUUACGGACUACAGCGGGGUGAUGCAGCUCAAGGAAGAACAUUGAUGAUCAUUUCUUCAUGGAAAUGCAAUCAGACCGAGACGCUAAGGCAGAAGAACUACCGAGUCUGCAGUGCAAAAUGAUCAAUAUGGUGAUUAUUACUUCAAGGAAAUGAUCAUAAAUGUUCUUCCUUGAGCUGUGUCACCCCGCAGCAGUCCGUAAUGGACUCGCCUGAGGUGUGUUUGACCCUAAAUUAAUUUUACGCCAGAAUAUCCCUUUAAAGCUCAAAUGUGUGGAUGUAGUGCUGUAGCUCUCGACUUUACUGAUUCGAUCACUUAAGAAGACAAUGCUGUUAAGAAUCUGUGCAGUCCUCACAGAGAGCCUUGUUUCAAGUUUCACAGAGUCCACAGGGGGGCACCAAAGCCAGAAAUAUCUGCAUGGUACACAGGACAGAGCUCUUAAUUGGAGCUGCUGAUUAUGACCUUAGAUGAUAAUUGGAGCGUCUGCAGUCAAAAUACAGAGACAGUUUUAGCAGUGAGAGAAACACAUCAUACUUUAUGAGUUCACAGGGUUAUAAAUUCUGGGGCAUCAACAUGCAAGCAGCAUUUCUCUUUUUUAGCUGUGCUUCAGUUUAUCCAGCAAUCCCAAACUUCCUAAAUGGUCUUUAGAUCAAUAUUAGAGUCUGUGGGUUUAUAAUGGGAGAGGCAAAUAAACAAUAACAAAACAUAGAUUGAUGAAGUUGAGACUGUAGAUUGUGAUAUUUACUCAGAUUCCCCUUGUACCUCAGUUUUGCUCCUGAUUCAAUAUCGGCAAACAUUAACCCGCUAGUUGCAUAUUAAUGAAAGUGUUUUUUUCCUGCACAGAUUUAAAAAAACGCUUUCCUCCCUCAGCUGUAGAUCCAUACGUCAUCAUCACCUGUGAAGGAGAGAGGGUUCGUUCUCCAGUUCAAAAGGACACACGGUGCCCAAGCUUCGAUAUCAAAGGCCUGUUCUACCGCAAGAAACCCAAGGAGGGCAUCCACAUCGAGGUGAGCUGUCACUCACUGCAGACGUACCACUUUGGGAGGACGUACACUGAGAACUGUUGGAAACACACAGUCAUGAUGAAUGUAGACUCAGAGUGGAGCUCAGAUCCUUUAAAUAGCAGUUUUCAGACAUCAAAAGGUAGUGAUUUCUCACCUGCCUGAACCCCUUUUUAACAUCCCUCUGUGUGUUUGAGUCAAUCACAUGACAGAGGAAACAAUGAGUAAAUUGUUAUCCUCCAUUACAGAUCUAUUUCACACUCAAUAUCAGGCAUUGGUGCUCGCCGAACAACAUGUUAGUGAAUCAGUGCUGGUAAUGUGAUGUUGCAUUGUCUGAUUCAUUCCUGUGAAAUUACCACUUGUGUCCACUGAAAGGAGAGUAACACAAAUGUUAAUUAUAAAUGUUAUUGACUCAUACUGGGAGAAAAAUGUGAUCCUUCAUCUCCCCAAGAUGUAAAAUCUGAACACCUCCCUGUGCAACACGAAUAAUUAGUUUUGUAAAAUAUCAAUAUACUCAAGUAUGCAAACAAUUGACCUGGACCUAUUUUAUAACAACAGAUAUUAUCCAUCUACACACUGAGAUGUAUUUCUUAAAGCUCCCGGUUAUAAAACAGACUGAUAAUUAUUCUGAUACUUGUUUAAGAGCUACAAAAAUAAGCAACAAGAUUAAUUAUCUUUGUGAUUUUAAGUUUUAAUGCCAAGACUAGAGGGACAUUUUCAACAAGCAAGCCAAAGAAACCACAUUGUUACAUGUCUUUAUACUGUAAGUAUGAUUAAUAAGUGGUUCAGAUAACUUUCAAAUUAAAAAAAAAAAAAAAGAUUUUUAUUUUUUUUGGUCAGAAAACACAAAACUACUCAUGUACAGAACAAUCAGAGAAUUGCUAAAAAUACAGCUACACUAUGGGUGAUCAACACCAACUCAUUUGGCUAUACGCUAGAAAAAAUUUCAGCUUGAACCUUUCAUAUAUGUGUAAAUAAUUUGCCACAAUGCGUCUCCAGAACUCAUUGACAGUCAUGCAGAGAUGAUUUAGCUUGAAAUGAAUGUCUGUAAACAAAAACUUGAAUGACAAACUCUCGAUAUACCGGUAGAUCUACGUCCACGAGCUGUAGGUAGUGACCGAAAGAACAAUAUCGUGGGUACAAGCGGUUCUUCUUCUCAGGGUGGCUUGGCUCCUCCUUAGAGAUAGGGGGAGUAGCUUGGUCAUCAGGGGGAGCUCAGAGUAGCGCCGCUGGAAAGGUGUGAGAUAAGGUGGCUUGGACGUCAAAUCAGGAUGCCUUCCAGACACCACGUCCCACCAGUAGGAGACUACAGGGAAGACCCAGGACACACUGAAGAGACUGUGUCUCUCAGCUGGCCUGGGAACACCUUGGGGUCCCCCAGGAAGAGCUGGACGAAGUGGCCUUAGAGAGAGAAGUCAAGGGCCACUUGCCUAGGCUGCUGCCCCUGUCUAACCGGAUAAGCAGCCGAAGAUGGAUGGAUGCACAAUGGACUUGUUUUAUAGUCCUGUCUUUUCUAUUUUUGUUACUUUUUAUUCUAUAAAUCAAAAAUUAAAGCUCACAUAAGCUAGGGUGACCAUAUUCUGACUUUCCAAAAAGAGAACUCGACUACGCGGGGGCAGAGUCAAGGAGUCGCACAAAGUUUAUUCUGAUAGUUUUUCAGGUCGGAUCGAGUGUAUUUUACGCGCUUCUAACUCAGCAAGUCCACGUGACACAAACUCGAAACUUCAAAACCACGGACAUUUGAAGGAUUUUAUAAACUUCUCCGGACAAAGCCAGACAAGCCCGGACAGCCUCCAAAAAAGAGGACACGUCCGGGUAAAAGAGGAUGUAUGAUCACCCUAAUAUAAGCUCCUCUUUGAGUUCUGUAAGUUGGGUUUAUCCUUCGUCCUUUACUUCCUUUCUGACCAUCAGCACUUUAUCUUUUCUUCCACUCAGUCAGUCUGUCACCUUUACCUGGUUUACCUCCAUCCCCCCUGUGUGUUUUCACCUCCGCUCUCUCUCUCUCUUUCUUUGCUUACUUACCGCUUCCUCUCUCUCUCUUCUCUUUCUGUGUUUACUCUCUCCGGACCUUCUGCCUUCGUCCCCACGGGCCACAAACAGAUCUACAACAAGAACAUGAUCGUGGACACCUUCCUGGGUCAGGUCAUCCUGUUCAGCGACCCCAACGAGCGGCAGGAGCAGCACACGCUUCACCUCCGCGACAAGGGCAGCCGCCAGGACAACGACCUGCCGGGCACGCUCACUGUGCGCCUCAUCACCUCCACCACGCUCACCAACAUCUGA
Molecule: messenger RNA, 57567 nt
Organism: Xyrichtys novacula (pearly razorfish)
Lineage: Eukaryota; Metazoa; Chordata; Actinopteri; Labriformes; Labridae
Source: the annotation of a GenBank genome assembly